AACCACGAGAUCAGUCUUGCUUGAGACUUGGAGUGAACUGGAAGUGUUUCCCUCUAGUUUGUAGUGGAGUGGCCGUAAAGUAAAAAAAGGAAGAAAAAAAGCAAAGCGCUGCAGAGCCUUGGGCAGAGCAAGAGCACCAAGUUGGCCAGAGUUGGAAGCUCCCUUGGACAGGGUGUGGAAAACAGUGAGCAACAUUUGGCUGUAAGCAAACCGACACAAAGUGCAAAGGUGUGCGCGAGAUUUGAUGCUGUACGAAAGUAUAUGAUCAAGCUGUGAAUCGUGUUGAAAGUGUAAUAAGAGUGAUUUUUUUAAAGCCUGUUCGCGGUGAAAAUAAAAUUGGUGCGAGAUUUCUUAGAAUCUUACAAAACAGUGUAUUUUCUUCACCGUGUUGCGGUGUUUAGAUAAAGCGAAAGGAAAAGAUUUUUGUCUGUGCUCGUUACAAUCCAGUGCAGCAAAGGUGCACGAUUCUGAAUAAAACAGCAAGUGAAGCUUAGUGUCAAAGUGGCGCGAGCGAUAUAGCGCUUUAACGCAGGUUGAUAGUAAAGCGUUAGCGAUUGGGUUAAAACAGCUCGAAAGCGCUGCGGUGCCGUAUUGGAAAGUUGGAACAUAUCGCUGUCGAUCGAUCGGAUUGCUUUUGCGGAUACUGUGCCGUUUUACUGUGGAUACAAUAUCGCUGCUGACUGUUGAGCAACCGCGGUAAAUCGUUUCGUGACCAGAGGAGCAACGAAUCAAACCGAAUCUUCUCCUUUCCGGUUGCCUUCGUUGACGGCAACAAGCAGCCAUGGUGAAAAAUGAUGCAAACGCUUAGGAAACAUUCAUCAAUAUUGGCAAAAAUGAAAAUAUUUUUGCCACUAGUGGUGUGGAUAAUUCUUCUGUUUCGAACGACAAACGCACAACUCUCAGCGUCGCGUAAGCACGUGGGAAUCUUUGGUCUGAAACACGAAGUGUUUUUUCUCAACCUUGAAGAUGGCUACUUCGGUUGCCAGGUCAACGAAUCGACAGAUUAUCUGCAGCUGUACGAGCUGUCCAAACUUUGUGAUGGUACAUCGGAUUGCUACAUGGGCUCCGAUGAACUUAGAAAUAAGUUAAAGUGUACAAAUGAUUGUGAUAAAGAUGGCACCGCUUGCUCGAAUGGAGUGUGCUUAGACGGCCAAUGCCACUGCAAUGAUGGUUUUGGUGGUUGUAACUGCCAAGUUCCGGAUGAAAACGAAUGUAAAUAUCGACCCUGUGACGUUUUCGCCCAUUGUACAAACACCCUAGGCAGCUUCACCUGUACGUGCUUUCCUGGCUAUCAAGGCGACGGUCUUCAUUGUGAAGAUAUCGACGAGUGUCAGGAUCCAAACAUCGCACAGCGUUGUGUUGAGAAUGCCGAAUGUUGCAACCUACCAGCGCACUUUGUGUGCAAAUGCAAACCCGGCUUCGAAGGCGACGGUGAAGAGCGAUGUGCAGAUAUCAACGAAUGCUUGGAUCCGCAAGCGUGUGGCCUGAACGCGGAAUGCGUCAACCUGCCCGGCAACUACACCUGCCAGUGCAGGGAGGGCUACUACGGCGAUCCGUACAACGGGUGCGUCGAUGUGGAUGAGUGCGUUCAGCCCGGCGUUUGCGGACCAGGUGCCAUAUGUACGAACCUUGAGGGCGGUUAUCGCUGCGACUGCCCGCAAGGAUUCGAUGGAGAUGCACGCUCGGCUCAGGGAUGUUUGGAUUACGAUGAGUGCGCACGUUCACCGUGCGGCCGGAAUGCGCUUUGCCGCAACGAGGUGGGCAGCUUCCGGUGUGAAUGUCAACAGGGCUUUUCAGGCGACCCGAUGACGGACUGUCAAGACGUGGACGAGUGUUCCGGUAAUCCGUGCGCGGAGGGUGCGAUUUGCAUUAACACGCCCGGCGGCUACCGGUGCAAAUGUCCGCCCGGAUUGGUGGCCUCAGACGACGGUCAGUGCACGGACGUCAACGAAUGUGCGAAGGCCCAUGCUUGCGGUGAAAAUGCCAAGUGCAUCAACUUUCCCGGAUCCUACAAAUGCUUGUGUCCGCAGGGAUACGAGGGACGCGGUGAAUUGUUCUGCAAAAAUGUAAACGAAUGCCUUGAUAAUCCAUGCGGGGAAAAUGCGCUAUGCACGGACACGGUGGGAAGCUUUAUCUGCUCAUGCAAACCAGAAUACACCGGCGACCCGUUUCGGGGCUGCGUCGAUAUAGACGAGUGCAGCGCGUACGAGAAGCCGUGCGGCGAGCACGCGAUCUGCGAGAACGCGUCGCCCGGGUACAACUGUCUCUGCCCGCAAGGGUACGUGGGUCGGCCGAACGCGAAAGUGGCCUGCGAACAGGCGGACGUGAACGUGCUGUGCACGACCGCCUUCGACUGCACCAACAAUGCGGAGUGCAUCGAGGGUCAGUGCUUCUGUCAGGACGGGUUCGAGCCACAGGGCUCGGUGUGUGUCGACGUGGAUGAGUGUCGAAGUGGCGCGGGGGGCUUGCGCAAGGAGCCCGCCUGCGGACCGUCGGCGGUGUGCGUGAAUACGCCCGGCUCGUACCGGUGCGAGUGUGAGGCGGGCUUCAUCGGAACGCCGCCCCGAGUGCCGUGCAAACCGCCCUGUGCGGACGUGAAGUGUGGUAAGAACGCGUACUGCAAGGCGGAGGGCCAGGAAGCGUUCUGCAUCUGCGAAGAGGGGUGGACGUUCAACCCGGCCGACAUUGGGGCCGGCUGCGUCGACAUUGACGAGUGUGAUCCGGCCCAGGGCCCGAACGGGCGGUGCGGCUUGAACGCGGUCUGCACGAACCACCCGGGCAGCUACAGCUGUACCUGCCCGCCCGGGUAUACGGGCGAUGCGACACGCCAGUGCCAGGAUGUGGACGAGUGUGCCCGCCCCGGUGCGUGCGGCACGAACGCACUCUGCAAGAACCUCGACGGAUCGCAUCAGUGCAGUUGUCCGGCGGGCUCGAUUGCCGAUCCGGAUCCGAGUGUGCGGUGUAUCAGUGUGGUUGCCUGUGCAAAGGACGCGGACUGUCCCGGCAAUGCGGUGUGCGAUCAGCAGAAGCGCUGUCUGUGUCCGGAGCCGAACGUCGGCAAUGACUGUCGCCAUCCGUGCGAGAAGGUUACCUGUGGGCCGAACGCCCACUGUAUGUUGGUGCCGGGCGGAGGCGCCCAAUGUCUGUGCAGCGAGGGUUUCACCGGCCAGCCGGGUCAAUGCGUGGACAUCAACGAGUGUGGAGCCAACCCGUGUCCGAGUGGAGCGGUGUGUACGAAUCUCCCCGGCGGUUACACCUGUCAGUGUCCGGGCGGAAGCUCGGGCGAUCCGUACUCGGGCGGCUGUUCCAAGUCCGCCCUGAACGCGUGUGGCGAGAGCAACCCCUGCCCGGCGGGGGAGAAAUGUGUGCAGGACGCGUACAGCGGCAACAGUGUGUGCAUCUGCGGGCAGGGCUACAAGCGCGACUCGAAGGGGCGCUGUCGCGAUGUGGACGAGUGUGCGGACGACAGCGGCAAGACGGCGUGCGGUGUGAACGCGUUCUGCAAAAACCUGCCCGGCAGCUACGAGUGCCGGUGUCCGGCCGGGUUCAACGGCAAUCCGUACCAGUCGUGCGACGAGUGCCACAGUGCGGAGUGUCGCUGUGCCGCGCCGUACAAGCUGAUGGAGGGCAACUGCGUGCUGGACAGCUGCUCGCCGGACGGCAAGUGUCCGGGCGGCGCGGAAUGCAUCACGAUUACGGGCGGCGUUAGCUACUGCGCCUGCCCGAAAGGGUUCCGCACGCUCGCGAAUGGCCACUGCGAGGACAUUGACGAGUGUGGCGAGGGGCAGCAGGUGUGCGGGUACGACGCGAUCUGUCUGAACACGAUCGGUGGCUUCGAGUGCAAGUGCCCGCUCGGCUACUCGGGCGAUCCGUACCAUGGGCUGUGCACGCUGGCGCAAAAGCGUUGCGCUGCGGACCGGGAGUGCGGUGCGAACGAGCGGUGCGUCCAGCCGGGUGAGUGUGUCUGCCCGCCGCCGUACUACAUGGACGCGUACGAUGGCAACCGGUGCAAGAGCCCGUGCGAGCGGUUCCCGUGCGGCAUGAAUGCGCGCUGCACGCCGUCCGAUCCGCCCCAGUGCAUGUGCGAGGUCGGGUUCAAGGGCGACCCGCUGACCGGCUGCAUCGACGAGGACGAGUGCGCUAACAGUCCGUGCGCGUACGGUGCGCAUUGCGUGAACCAGCGGGGCGGCUACAAGUGCGUCUGCCCUGCCGGGAUGGUGGGUGACGCGUACAAGGGCGGCUGCAUACUGGAGCAGGGCGCGGUCAAGAGCCAGUGCCGGCGGAACGAGGACUGCGCGGAUACGCUGGCCUGCGAGCGGGGCACUUGCGUGAGUCCGUGCGCGAGCCUGCUGUGCGGACCGAACGCGUUCUGCGAGCCGGAGAAGCAUGCGGCCUGGUGCCGGUGUCGGGCCGGUUUCAUCGAGGGCCCGGGAGGAGACUGUGUAUCACAAUGCGAAGGGUACAUGUGUGGCCAGGGAGCGAUGUGCAUUGUUUCCAACACCGGACCGACCUGCAAAUGUCCGCCGGGAGAGAUGGGAAACCCGUUCCCGGGCGGUGCCUGCACCACGGACCAAUGCUCCACCAGCAGACCGUGUGCCGAUCCGCAGGUUUGCAUUAACGGACGCUGCAAGCACAAGUGCGACGGGGUGAUCUGUGGCAUCGGAGCCACCUGCGACGCUGCCAGCGGGAAAUGCAUAUGCGAGCCGUACUUCGUCGGCAAUCCGGAGCUGAUUUGCAUGCCACCUGUCUCAUCGCCUGCCUGUGAACCUUCGUGCGGCCAGAACGCACACUGCGAGUAUGGCGUCGUGCAGAACGUGUGUGUGUGCAACCCCGGCACGACUGGCAAUCCGUACGGGCUAUGCGAGCCGCAGCAGCGCAACAUGUGUAGCCGGAUGCGGUGCGGAACGAACGCCGAGUGCCGCGAGUCGCUCGCCUCGGCGGAGUGCGUUUGUCCGGGCGGGUUCAGCGGCAACCCGUACGUGGCGUGCCGCGACGUGGACGAAUGUUCGGCGGUCGGUGUGUGCGGUGAGGGCGCGAUUUGCAUCAACUCGGAGGGCAGCUUUGACUGCCGUUGCCGGCCCGGGUACGGCGGCAAUCCGUUCGUGAUGUGUUCCGCGAUCGAGAAAACGGUUUGCACCAAUCCACGCCAGUGUCAGUGCGGCGCGAACAUGCAGUGUCCGCCCGGGUACGGUUGCGUGAGUGGCGUGUGCAACAAUCUGUGCGCCAACACGAGCUGCGGCCCACGGGCGGCCUGCGACGCGGGACGAUGCGUCUGUCCGCCCGGGUACACGGGCAAUGCGGCCGACCGCAAGACUGGCUGCGUGCCGGACGGCCAGUGCGACAGUGAUGCGGACUGCGAAGCGUCCAAGAUUUGCUUCCAAACGAGCAAAGGCGUGCGACGCUGUGUGGAUGCGUGCAGCAAGGUGCAGUGCGGCCCGAACGCGCUCUGCGUGUCGAACGAUCAUCGCAGCACGUGCAUCUGCGCACCGAGCUAUGUGGGCAAUCCGGGCGACCUGACGGUGGGUUGCCAGCAGGAGGCGAAGCUGGUGGCGGAGUGUCAAACCGACGGCGACUGCAAGCCGGGCCACGUGUGCACGGCUGUGACGGAGACCGGACACCAGGCGUGCGUCAAUCCGUGCAGCGCGGUAGAGUGUGGCGUGCACGAGGUGUGCACGGUCAAUGCGGUCAAUCAACCGGUCUGCCACUGUCAGAGCGGGUACCGCUGGAAUCCCGUUACCUCGGGGUGUGUGAAGCCCUCGAUCCCGGACUGUACAGCGGACGCGGACUGCCAUCAGGUUGCAGCCUGCCGGCCGGAUGCCGUGGGCGUGCUGAAGUGCAUUGCCGUGUGUACGGAGUUCACCUGCCCGCCGAACUCGGUGUGCGUGUCGUCCAAUCAUCGCGGCAGCUGCCAGUGUCUGCCAGGCUACACGGGCAACCCGAACGACCGCAAUGGCUGCCGUCCCGAGCAGCAGAAUACCUGCCUCACCAGUGCGGAGUGCGCAGAGUCGGACGCGUGCGUUGCGCACGACGGUGCGGCCCUGUCCUGCCGACCGGCCUGUGAGAGUGUGCAGUGUGGCCCGUACGCACUGUGCGUCACCAACAAUCACGCCGCGCAGUGCCAGUGUCCGCCGGGCUCGUACGCUGGCGAUCCAUACGACCUGGCGAAGGGAUGCCAGUCGGUGCCGUGCGUCUACAACCGGGACUGUCCCUCGAACCAGCUGUGCAAUCGCAUGACGCACAGCUGCGUGGACGUGUGUCAGGAGGAUACGUGCGGCGAGAAUGCGGUGUGCAUUGCGGAAAACCACCGCUCCGUGUGCCAGUGUCCGCCGGGAUAUCGGGCGAAUCCGAUUGCCGAGGUCGAAUGUGCGCAGGUGCGAUCGUGCGAUCCGAACCCGUGCCAUCCGACUGCUUCCUGCGAGCCGGGCCCGGAUGGGUACGUGUGCAAGUGUCCGGUAGGACAGAUCGGAAACCCUUUGACGGGAUGCCGACAGGAAGGGGCCUGUCCCGGGGGAGAUCGCGACUGUCCGGACGGUGCGGCCUGCGUGAACGGAAAGUGUAUCGAUCCGUGUCUGGCUGCGUGCGGCAUCAACUCGCAGUGCACGGUCGUGAACCGGGAACCGGUGUGUAGCUGCAAGGCGAAGUACGUCCCUGGCGCGACGGGAUCGGCACGAGACGGUUGUGUCCGAUCGAGCAGUGGCUGUAUGAGCGAUCUCGACUGCAACGGAGACGUGUGUCACGGUGGCCAGUGUGCGGUUGCGUGCCGCAACACCAACGACUGCUCGCCUGGAGAGCGUUGUCUUAGCAACGUUUGUGCCGUGCCCUGUUCCGAUCACAGCCAGUGCGGCCAGGGGCAGGCGUGCGCCGGUGGCAUCUGUACGAUCGGGUGCCGCAGCAGCCGCGACUGCAGCGGAACGACGGCCUGCAUUGACUUCAAGUGUACCGACCCGUGCACGGCGGACAGGAAUGCGUGCGGACCGAACGCGCUCUGCUCGGCGGUGGAUCACGUGCCCCAGUGUACCUGUCCGGCCGGGUUCGAGGGCAAUCCUUCGCCCGACCAGGGCUGCGUGCGGAUGCCGACCAGCUGCGAAACUUCGGCACAGUGUGCCGCGAGCCACAUGUGCAUCGGCAAUCUGUGCAGUUUGCCCUGCACCGAGACGUCGCCAUCCUGUGCGAUUGGAGAGCGGUGCGCUAACAGCGUUUGUGCGAAGGUUUGCUACACCAACAACAACUGUCUUCCCGGCGAGGUAUGCAGUGAGACGGGUGUAUGCGUGCCAGGAUGCGAAACCGACGCCGACUGCCCAUCGCAGCGCGUUUGCCAGGCGGGCAAGUGCAAGUGCAUGAAGGGCUUCAUCGGGACUCCGUUCGGAUGCGCCGAUAUUGAUGAGUGUUCCGAGCGGCCGUGCCAUGCGAGCGCGGUCUGCGAGAACAUUCCCGGCUCCUAUCGCUGCCAGUGUCCCGAGGGAGCAGUUGGGGACGCUUACGCUAGUCCGGGCUGCCGCAAGCCGAGCCAGUGUCGCCGGGAUGUCGACUGUGCGGACGAGCUGGCCUGCAUCGGAGGCAAAUGCCGCAGCCCGUGCAGCACGAAGCAGUGCAGCCGGAAUGCGGAGUGCCAGGUGGUGGGCCACCGGGCGGAAUGCUUCUGUCCGGCGGGAUACCUUGGCGAUGCGACGGACGGGGAGAUCGGCGGCAUCGGCUGCUUCAAGGUGGAGUGCGUGCACAACGAGGACUGCGGAGUGGAGCGGGCCUGCAGCGAGGAGUCGAACCGCUGCGUCAACCCCUGCGAGCAGCUCAACUGUGGCCGGGGAACGUGCCAGAUCCAGAACCAUGAGGCGGUGUGCGUUUGCUACCAGGGUUACACGUUCGCCAACGGCAAGUGUGAAGACAUCAACGAGUGCGCGCGCGAAUCCCCUGGCCCAUGCCACGAAACGGCAUUGUGCGAGAAUUUGCCGGGCAAUUAUCUGUGCUCCUGUCCGGCCGGACUGGUGGGCGACCCGGUGACUGCUGGCUGCAAGCGGGCCGAUGAAUGUCUGUCGAGCGAAGACUGCCCGAGCGGUGCAGUGUGUGUGAAUGCCCAAUGCCAAAAUCCGUGUGCCGAGGCGAAUGUGUGCGGCGAAAACGCACUGUGCACGGUGGUCGGCGAGCGGGCCCAAUGUGAGUGUCCCCCAGCGACCCGGGGCAAUCCGAAGGUAGCCUGCAAGCGGCUCGAGUGUACCACGGCGGACGAGUGUACGGCGGAUCGAACGUGCAUUGGCAAUCGCUGCAUCGAUCCGUGCUCGCUCAAGAGUGCGUGCGGCAGCAGUGCGAACUGCGUGUCGAAAAACCAUCUGGCCGUGUGCUCCUGUCAGCCGGGCACGACUGGCAAUCCGCUGCUGGGAUGUGUGCCGCUGCAGUACUGCAACGACGACCCGCAGUGCCCGACCGGCACGAAGUGUAGCGCUGGGGUGUGCUGCUCGCUGUGCGGCACCAACCGCGACUGUCUGGACGAUCAGCUGUGCAUACAGGGCGUGUGCCAGCCGACCUGUCGCUCCAACACCACCUGUCCCGACUUCCAGUACUGCCACAACGGCAUCUGCACGAAGGAGUUCAAAUGCCGGGCGGACGAUGAUUGCGGCGCGGACGAGAUGUGCAUCACGGACGCGAACGGGCGGUCUGAGUGUCGCAAUGCGUGCAACAGUGGGCGCGUUCUGUGCGGCCGCAAUGCCGACUGCAACGCACGCAACCAUGUGGCGGAGUGCGAGUGCAAGCAGGGCUUCUACCGGGAUGCGGGCGGCAUCUGCCGCAAGGUGGAGUGCGAGCGCGAUGACGACUGCUCGUCGGACAAGGUGUGCGAGAACCACGCGUGCAAGAUCGCCUGCCUGACGGGCGAGGCGCCCUGCGGCGCAAAUGCGCUCUGUUCGGCCGAAAACCAUCGCCAGGUGUGCUACUGUCAGCCGGGCUUCACCGGCGACCCGAAGCGGGGCUGCUCGCUGAUCGACUUCUGCAAGGAGCGACCGUGCGCACCGAACGCCAACUGUCGCAACAGCCGAGGCUCGUACCGGUGCUCGUGCCCGGCUGGGCUGGUGGGGGAUCCGUACCAGGGCGGCUGCAAGCGUGCGGCCGAAUGCGAGCGGAACAGUGACUGCCCGGAGGUGGCCGAGUGUGUGCAGGAGAACGGUGAAUCGAAGUGUCGCGAUGUUUGUGCCGGUGUUCAGUGUGGCCCGAACGCGGAGUGUGCCGCCCGGAAGCAUAAUGCGGAGUGCAAGUGCCGGCCGCGGUUCGAGGGCGAUCCGAAGGAUCUGACCAAUGGCUGCAAGCCGAAACCGAUGUCUUGCAAGCGCAAUAAUGACUGUCCGGAGAACUCGUACUGUCACGGGCAGAUCUGCAAACCGGCCUGCUCUGAAACGGACGAAUGUAACCAGGACGAGGUUUGCUCGAACGGGCAGUGCGUUAACCCGUGCCACGAGGUGAACGCCUGCGGUAUGAAUGCCGAGUGUUUGAUGGGAGCGCAUGCAAAGCAGUGCUCGUGUCCGGCAGGCUUCACCGGUGACGCAGCCGUCGAGUGUGUGCGAGUUCCGAUAUCGUGCGCGUCCAAUACGGACUGUACGGAUGGCAGCAUCUGCAAGGAGUCGAUGUGUUUGCCACGGUGCAGAAACGAUCAGGAGUGUGCACUGAACGAGAAAUGUCUGCAGGGUAGCUGUAUGCUGACGUGUCGUUUGGAUAACGAUUGCUUCCUGGGACACAUAUGUCUGGCGGGGCGAUGCGUUUACGGCUGUCACGCAGACAGUGACUGCAGUGCCAGCGAAACCUGCCGCGACAAUCGAUGCGUCAACCCGUGCCAGGAAAAUCCUUGCGGACCGAAUGCCGCAUGCACCGUGGUGAACCAUCGGGCCAGCUGCUCCUGCUUCAGCGGCAUGGUGCCCAGCCCGACCGCGAAGGUAGGCUGUGUGCGAGCUCCGGCCCUACAGUGUACGGAGAAUCGCGACUGUGCCGACGGUACGUCCUGCAUCGACCGGCUUUGCCGGCCAGUGUGUGCGAACGAUCAAAGCUGCCUGAACAACGAACGCUGCGAUGGCGGUUCGUGCAAGCCGAUCUGUCGCAAGGAUGACGAUUGCCGUACGGGCGAGAUCUGCCAAGGUCAAACGUGUAUGAUCGGUUGCCGAUCGGACGGUGGAUGUGCGGACCAUUUGACGUGCAGCGGGCAGCAGUGCGUCGAUCCAUGCCAGGAACCGAUGGCCUGUGGCACGAACGCCGAGUGUGUGGUCAUUGGACACCGGAAGCAGUGCAGCUGCCCGGCCGGCUUGGUGGGCGAUCCGUUCAGCUUGGGCUGCCGGCAGGAGACGCGCCUCUGUCAGGCGCGUACCGACUGUCCGAAGGGGCAGGCAUGCUACGGCGGUACCUGCAUGCAGACGUGCCGCAACGAUCAGAACUGUUUGGCCGACGAGCGGUGCGUUCGGGGAACGUGCCGAACAGUGUGCAACAGCGAUGCGGCCUGUGGCGAUGGAUUGAUCUGCGAGGGACGCAUCUGUCAAGCAGGGUGUCGAUCGGACAACCAGUGCAGCAACACGCAGGCCUGCAUCAACAAGAAGUGUACGGAUCCGUGCGCAACGCUCGGCCAGUGUGGCUCGUGCUCGGAGUGCAAGGUCAUCGAUCACGGUGUGCAGUGUAGCUGCCCGCAGGGAUACCUGGGCAAUCCGCUGCUGUCGUGCAGUCCGCCGGCAGAAAAGUGCAACGCGCAAUGUACCUGCGACGAGGACGGUAUGUACUGCGUGAAGGCCUGCCGCCAGCAGAAGGACUGCGGAUGUGGACAAACCUGCCACCGGGGCAAGUGCCGCAGCAAAUGCAACCCGGGCAACUGCCCGGCGGGACUACUCUGUCAGAAUGGGGCCUGUGUGGCGGGCUGUCGCACGAACGCCGACUGCCCCAGUGAGCGGUCCUGCACCAACGGCAAGUGUGUGGAUCCGUGUGCCGGUGGUAGAGCGUGCGGCAAGAAUGCGCUCUGCCAGGUGUCUGACCAUCGUUCGCUUUGCCUGUGCCCCGACGGUUUCCAGGGUGAUCCGUCGGUAGGCUGUGUGCAGUACGAAUGCCAAACCAACGUCGACUGCGAGCUGGACAAGAAGUGCGCGAGCGGAAAGUGCAUCAAUCCGUGCCUGAGCCCGGGUGCGUGCGGUCUGAACGCGCAGUGUCGCGUUGUGAACCGGCAGGCGCAGUGCAGCUGCACUCCCGGCUUCUUCGGCAAUGCGCGUCACGAGUGCCAGCCGGUACAGAAGAACGGCUGUGCUCAGAAUCCCUGCGGCGAGAAUACCGUUUGCCGGGAGGAUGAGAAUGGCUACGAAUGCUCCUGUCAGCCGGGUUGCGUGGGUGAUCCGCGACAGGGCUGCCUGUGCGAGGAAAAGCUCAAGAAGGACGAUUGCGAGCAGUACGCCUGUGGUACGAAUGCGGUCUGCCGCAUGACCGAAUGGGGUGCACCGUCGUGCGUCUGUUUGCCAACGCAUCCGCACGGUGACCCGUACAUGUCGUGCACUCAAGAUGAUACCGCGACCGACUGUCGAACGACUGGCUGUGCGGAAGGAGAGUGUGUUCGUGACGGUGCCAAGUUCAUCUGCCGCAAAGACGAAUCCUGUGCGAACGAUUUACAAUGCGCCAAUGAUAAGGCUUGCAUAGGAGGCAAAUGUUCCGAUCCGUGCUCGCUGCGAGGCGCAUGCGGUGACAAUGCACUCUGUCAGACGGUGCUGCACAGACCAAGAUGCUCAUGCCCGAACUGCUACAUCGGACGACCGAACGUCGAAUGCAAACCGGAUCCCAAAUGCGAAGAAGUGACCACCCCAAGACCGAAUGACCCGAAGAUUGUUUCGGUGGCAUGCGAGACAAACGGCGACUGUCAUGAAAGCCUGCGCUGCGACGCCAGCGGGCAGUGCAGCGAUCCGUGCACGGUACCGGCACCGUUCGUAUGCGACUCCAACAAGAAAUGUGUCUCGCGCCGUCAUCGGCCCAGUUGCGUCUGUGCGCACGGUUUCAUCGUGAAUGACAGUGGCGAGCUGGUGUGCGCUCCGGAAAAGCGCGAAUGCUUCGGCGACGAUGGUUGCGCCUCGAACAUGGCCUGCCUCGAUGGCCGUUGCGUAAAUCCGUGCUUUGCCAACGGUAGGCGCAGUGCGCCCUGCCCGGACGACAAGGCUUGCGUGGUGGUGGACCACAGGCCGACAUGCGUAUGCAUGAAGGACUGCAGUCCAUCACUGUCGAUUUGCUUGCGCGACAGCGGUUGUCCGGACGAGUUGGCCUGCCGAAAUUAUCAGUGCGUCAAUCCGUGCGAGACGACCACUUGUGCCGAAGACACACCAUGCUAUGUCGAAGAUCACAAACCAAUCUGUAAAUUCUGCCCGCCCGGCUUCGUUAAAGAUGUACGACAUGGAUGUUUGAAAGCGAUUGAAAAAGAUAAAAAUGAAGGAGAAAAAACUCAUGAAAUGCAGGGUAUCAACUGUUCGGUGCACUCCGACUGCGGCGAUAAAUUACACUGUUUAGUCGGCCUUUGCGUUGAUCCUUGUAGGUCUGGUUGUGGUGAACGGGCGCUUUGCACAGUGAAAGCACAUCUUCCCAUUUGUUCCUGUCCUUUCGGUUACACUGGCAACCCAUCCGAACGGUGUGUACCAUUGGACGGCAUUAAGAGUAACACUUCUGUCACGCUGAUGCCUGAAGGUAUGACUGAAUAUCCUGAGGAGUACUAUGAUGGACACAAAAUUGAUCGAUCAGAUGAGUUUACCACAGCUGAAACCACAGUGGAUACAACUACCACCUUCAUGGAUGGACCAAUUACACUAAGCACUACAGCACACGAAGAAGAUUUGAUUUCUAUGAAUCAAACCGCGGAUGUAAAUAACAUUAGCACGUCAACUGCAAGAGACGAAAGCUUUAGCGAUGCGAGCACAAUAGUACUCGAUUCUAUUUCAACCGUUAUUCCAAAUACUGAAACUGAUGAUACUCGAACCACAUUGAAGCCAUUUACUUCUACUGGCACAACAGAAGCUGGUGAUUUCAUAUCAGAGACAACAAUUGAAGAGAUUAUUUCCACGACUAAUGUUCCGAUGAAAACGACCAAUGCAACGGUAAAGCCAAAUAGUCAUUCAGAUACACUCACAAAACAAGAUCGCAAAUCCACUGAUUUGGAAGAGACUGAUCAACUACCAACUGUAACCACACCAAUCGAUGAUUAUUUUGUAGAGUUAUCAUCUACCUCUAAGCAUUACGAAUUCAUGCAAAACAGUGAGGCUACCGUUACGCCAUUGGGAAAGAAGACCAGCACUACAAGCAUGACUACUACUAGCACUGCUGCAUCUGCAACGGAUAUCAAUACCACUACUGAACAGUAUUUAUUGGACGAUCGCAGCAUACCACUUUCAACAUCCGAAUAUGACGGAGACGAUUACAUAGAUGAAGAGAGCACGUCAACAGCAUCGACGAUAGAAACGACCUUAGCAGCGAAAACGACCUACGAGUCCUAUCCUACGGGAACAACGGCGGAACCGAUCAUUGAAAUCAUUCAGUGCCGUGCCGAAAACGAUUGCAAUGCAAACGAAACCUGUGCUGGUAACAUCUGCAUCGAUCCAUGUGCUCAAUUUAAUCCCUGUCCUCAGGAUGUUCCUUGUCAAACCUUGAAUCAUGUCCCAAUGUGCUUGUGCAAUAGCGAUACCAAUACCGGGUACAGCGUUGAUUGUAUGAAAAAAUCAGAACUGGGAUGUAGGCAUAGCAACGAGUGUCCUUUGGAAAGAUCAUGCAUCAACGGUAUUUGUGUUGAUCCAUGCCGAUCGGGCAAUCCUUGCGAUAUUGGCGAAGAAUGCGAAGUUCAAAAUCACGAAACAGUUUGUGUGAAACUAUGCCAAUGUGAAAAAGCAUCAGACUGUGCAGGAGGAUUGAUAUGUGAUGGCUGUAACUGUGUUCAAAAAGAUACCGAUAGAACAACUGGUUGUGAGCAUUGCCCACCGGGCAUUCCUUGUGAUCCUAUCACUGGCGGUUGCGUCAAGGAACCACACACAACCACCGACACUUAUCCUGAUGUAAAUAGCACAAAUACAAAUAUAUUUGUCGAAGGAGGGAAUAAUCAAACAGUUAACAACGUAACAAACACAGCAAUAACAACAACGCCUAUGCCUGAGAGUGAUAUAGAAAAUUUAACACCUGACACAAGCAAACUUACCACUGCCCCGAAAGCAACAAUUUAUAUCACAGAAAAAGCAUCUGAAAAUGAGUCACUCUACGAUAUCGAAACAAGCACCCAGAAAACAUAUGCCCUAACAAAUUAUUCACAGAUAACCGACCACCUCCCAAACGAACAAAACACGACCAAUACGGACACAUUUUCGAACCCCACUACGCCUCAGAUUGCAAAAGAUUUCACGAUAACUAUUCCCAUAACAAUACAAAACUGGAUAAAUCAGCAACAAACAAGGCCAACAACUAGACAGCCACCAACAAAUCACAAUACAGAAACCACACGAUCGUACACCACAACCGAUACUACAGCUCGGCCCACUAUUCGUGAUGAUCAAACAACUCGAGUAGCUGACUCCGAUACAACCACGUCUUAUCCUGACGAGCGAACAACUCAACACGAUACAGAAACCACACGAUCGUACACCACAACCGAUACUACAGCUCGGUCCACUAUUCGUGAUGAUCAAACAACUCGAGUAGCUGACUCCGGUACAACCACGUCUUAUCCUGACGAGCGAACAACCCAACACGAUACAGAAACCACACGAUCGUACACCACAACCGAUACUACAGCUCGGCCCACUAUUUGUGAUGAUCAAACAACUCGAGUAGCUGACUCCGAUACAACCACGUCUUAUCCUGACGAGCGAACAACUCAACACGAUACAGAAACCACACAAUCGUACACCACAACCGAUACUACAGCUCGGUCCACUAUUCGUGAUGAUCAAACAACUCGAGUAGCUGACUCCGGUACAACCACGUCUUAUCCUGACGAGCGAACAACCCAACACGAUACAGAAACCACACGAUCGUACACCCCAACCGAUACUACAGCUCGGCCCACUAUUCGUGAUGAUCAAAUAACUCGAGUAGCUGACUCCGAUACAACCACGUCUUAUCCUGACGAGCGAACAACUCAACACGAUACAGAAAGCACACGAUUGUACACCACAACCGAUACUACAGCUCGGCCCACUAUUCGUGAUGAUCAAACAACUCGAGUAGCUGACUCCGAUACAACCACGUCUUAUCCUGACGAGCGAACAACUCAACACGAUACAGAAACCACACGAUCGUACACCACAACCGAUACUACAGCUCGGCCCACUAUUCGUGAUGAUCAAACAACUCGAGUAGCUGACUCUGAUACAACCACGUCUUAUCCUGACGAGCGAACAACUCAACACGAUACAGAAACCACACGAUUGUACACCACAACCGAUACUACAGCUCGGCACACUAUUCGUGAUGAUCAAACAACUCGAGUAGCUGACUCCGAUACAACCAUGUCUUAUCCUGACGAGCGAACAACUCAACACGAUACAGAAACCACACGAUCGUACACCUCAACCGAUACUACAGCUCGGCCCACUAUUCGUGAUGAUCAAACAACUCGAGUAGCUGACUCCGAUACAACCACGUCUUAUCCUGACGAGCGAACAACUCAACACGAUACAGAAACCACACGAUCGUACACCACAACCGAUACUACAGCUCGGCCCACUAUUCGUGAUGAUCAAACAACUCGAGUAGCUGACUCCGAUACAACCACGUCUUAUCCUGACGAGCGAACAACUCAACACGAUACAGAAACCACACGAUCGUACACCACAACCGAUACUACAGCUCGGCCCACUAUUCGUGAAGAUCAAACAACUCGAGUAGCUGACUCUGAUACAACCAUGUCUUAUCCUGACGAGCGAACAACUCAACACGAUACAGAAACCACACGAUCGUACACCACAACCGAUACUACAGCUCGGCCCACUAUUCGUGAUGAUCAAACAACUCGAGUAGCUGACUCCGAUACAACCACGUCUUAUCCUGACGAGCGAACAACUCAACACGAUACAGAAACCACACGAUCGUACACCACAACCAAUACUACAGCUCGGCCCACUAUUCGUGAUGAACAAACAACUCGAGUAGCUGACUCCGAUACAACCACGUCUUAUCCUGACGAGCGAACAACUCAACACGAUACAGAAACCACACGAUCGUACACCCCAACCGAUACUACAGCUCGGCCCACUAUUCGUGAUGAUCAAACAACUCGAGUAGCUGACUCCGAUACAACCACGUCUUAUCCUGACGAGCGAACAACUCAACACGAUACAGAAACCACACGAUUGUACACCACAACCGAUACUACAGCUCGGCCCACUAUUCGUGAUGAUCAAACAACUCGAGUAACUGACUCCGAUACAACCAUGUCUUAUCCUGACGAGCGAACAACUCAACACGAUACAGAAACCACACGAUCGUACACCUCAACCGAUACUACAGCUCGGCCCACUAUUCGUGAUGAUCAAACAACUCGAGUAGCUGACUCUGAUACAACCACGUCUUAUCCUGACGAGCGAACAACUCAACACGAUACAGAAACCACACGAUCGUACACCACAACCGAUACUAUAGCUCGGCCCACUAUUCGUGAUGAUCAAACAACUCGAGUAGCUGACUCCGAUACAACCACGUCUUAUCCUGACGAGCGAACAACUCAACACGAUACAGAAACCACACGAUUGUACACCACAACCGAUACUACAGCUCGGCCCACUAUUCGUGAUGAUCAAACAACUCGAGUAGCUGACUCCGAUACAACCACGUCUUAUCCUGACGAGCGAACAACUCAACACGAUACAGAAACCACACGAUCGUACACCCCAACCGAUACUACAGCUCGGCCCACUAUUCGUGAUGAUCAAACAACUCGAGUAGCUGACUCUGAUACAACCACGUCCUAUCCUGAUGAGCGAACAACUCAACACGAUACAGAAACCACACGAUCGUACACCACAACCGAUACUACAGCUCGGCCCACUAUUCGUGAUGAUCAAACAACUCGAGUAGCUGACUCCGAUACAACCACGUCUUAUCCUGACGAGCGAACAACUCAACACGAUACAGAAACCACACGAUCGUACACCACAACCGAUACUACAGCUCGGCCCACUAUUCGUGAUGAUCAAACAACUCGAGUAGCUGACUCCGAUACAACCACGUCUUAUCCUGACGAGCGAACAACCCAACACGAUACAGAAACCACACGAUCGUACACCACAACCGAUACUAUAGCUCGGCCCACUAUUUGUGAUGAUCAAACAACUCGAGUAGCUAACUCCGAUACAACCACGUCUUAUCCUGACGAGCGAACAACUCAACACGAUACAGAAACCACACGAUCGUACACCACAACCGAUACUACAGCUCGGCCCACUAUUCGUGAUGAUCAAACAACUCGAGUAGCUGACUCCGAUACAACCACGUCUUAUCCUGACGAGCGAACAACUCAACACGAUACAGAAACCACACGAUCGUACACCACAACCGAUACUACAGCUCGGCCCACUAUUCGUGAUGAUCAAACAACUCGAGUAGCUGACUCCGAUACAACCACGUCUUAUCCUGAUGAGCGAACAACUCAACACGAUACAGAAACCACACGAUCGUACACCCCAACCGAUACUACAGCUCGGCCCACUAUUCGUGAUGAUCAAACAACUCGAGUAGCUGACUCUGAUACAACCACGUCUUAUCCUGACGAGCGAACAACUCAACACGAUACAGAAACCACACGAUCGUACACCACAACCGAUACUAUAGCUCGGCCCACUAUUCGUGAUGAUCAAACAACUCGAGUAGCUGACUCCGAUACAACCACGUCUUAUCCUGACGAGCGAACAACUCAACACGAUACAGAAACCACACGAUUGUACACCACAACCGAUACUACAGCUCGGCCCACUAUUCGUGAUGAACAAACAACUCGAGUAGCUGACUCCGAUACAACCACGUCUUAUCCUGACGAGCGAACAACUCAACACGAUACAGAAACCACACGAUCGUACACCUCAACCGAUACUACAGCUCGGCCCACUAUUCGUGAUGAUCAAACAACUCGAGUAGCUGACUCCGAUACAACCACGUCUUAUCCUGACGAGCGAACAACUCAACACGAUACAGAAACCACACGAUCGUACACCCCAACCGAUACUACAGCUCGGCCCACUAUUCGUGAUGAUCAAACAACUCGAGUAGCUGACUCCGAUACAACCACGUCCUAUCCUGAUGAGCGAACAACUCAACACGAUACAGAAACCACACGAUCGUACUCCACAACCGAUACUACAGCUCGGCCCACUAUUCGUGAUGAUCAAACAACUCGAGUAGCUGACUCCGAUACAACCACGUCUUAUCCUGACGAGCGAACAACUCAACACGAUACAGAAACCACACGAUCGUACACCACAACCGAUACUACAGCUCGGCCCACUAUUCGUGAUGAUCAAACAACUCGAGUAGCUGACUCCGAUACAACCACGUCUUAUCCUGACGAGCGAACAACUCAACACGAUACAGAAACCACACGAUCGUACACCACAACCGAUACUACAGCUCGGCCCACUAUUCGUGAUGAUCAAACAACUCGAGUAGCUGACUCCGAUACAACCACGUCUUAUCCUGACGAGCGAACAACUCAACACGAUACAGAAACCACACGAUCGUACACCACAACCGAUACUACAGCUCGGCCCACUAUUCGUGAUGAUCAAACAACUCGAGUAGCUGACUCCGAUACAACCACGUCUUAUCCUGACGAGCGAACAACUCAACACGAUACAGAAACCACACGAUCGUACACCACAACCGAUACUACAGCUCGGCCCACUAUUCGUGAUGAUCAAACAACUCGAGUAGCUGACUCCGAUACAACCACGUCUUAUCCUGACGAGCGAACAACUCAACACGAUACAGAAACCACACGAUUGUACACCACAACUGAUACUACGGCUCGGCUCACUAUUCGUGACGAUCAAACAACUCGAGUAGCUGACUCCGAGACAACCACGUCUUAUCCUGACGAGCGAACAACUCAACACGAUACAGAAACCACACGAUUGUACACCACAACCGAUACCAUAGCUCGGCCCACUAUUCGUGAUGAUCAAACAACUCGAGUAGCUGACUCCGAUACAACCACGUCUUAUCCUGACAAGCGAACAACUCAACACGAUACAGAAACCACACGAUCGUACACCACAACCGAUACUACAGCUCGGCCCACUAUUCGUGAUGAUCAAACAACUCGAGUAGCUGACUCCGAUACAACCACGUCCUAUCCAGAUGAGCGAACAAUUCAACACGAUACAGACACCACACGAUCGUACACCACAACCGAUACUACAGCUCGGCCCACUAUUCGUGAUGAUCAAACAACUCGAGUAGCUGACUCCGAUACAACCACGUCUUAUCCUGACGAGCGAACAACUCAACACGAUACAGAAACCACACGAUUGUACACCACAACCGAUACUAUAGCUCGGCCCACUAUUCGUGAAGAUCAAACAACUCGAGUAGCUGACUCCGAUACAACCACGUCUUAUCCUGACGAGCGAACAACUCAACACGAUACAGAAACCACACGAUUGUACACCCCAACCGAUACUACAGCUCGGCCCACUAUUCGUGAUGAUCAAACAACUCGAGUAGCUGACUCCGAUACAACCACGUCUUAUCCUGACGAGCGAACAACUCAACACGAUACAGAAACCACACGAUCGUACACCCCAACCGAUACUACAGCUCGGCCCACUAUUCGUGAUGAUCAAACAACUCGAGUAGCUGACUCCGAUACAACCACGUCUUAUCCUGACGAGCGAACAACUCAACACGAUACAGAAACCACACGAUCGUACACCCCAACCGAUACUACAGCUCGGCCCACUAUUCGUGAUGAUCAAACAACUCGAGUAGCUGACUCCGAUACAACCACGUCUUAUCCUGACGAGCGAACAACUCAACACGAUACAGAAACCACACGAUCGUACACCCCAACCGAUACUACAGCUCGGCCCACUAUUCGUGAUGAUCAAACAACUCGAGUAGCUGACUCCGAUACAACCACGUCUUAUCCUGACGAGCGAACAACUCAACACGAUACAGAAACCACACGAUCGUACACCACAACCGAUACUACAGCUCGGCCCACUAUUCGUGAUGAUCAAACAACUCGAGUAGCUGACUCCGAUACAACCACGUCUUAUCCUGACGAGCGAACAACUCAACACGAUACAGAAACCACACGAUUGUACACCACAACCGAUACUACAGCUCGGCCCACUAUUCGUGAUGAUCAAACAACUCGAGUAGCUGACUCCGAUACAACCACGUCUUAUCCUGACGAGCGAACAACUCAACACGAUACAGAAACCACACGAUUGUACACCACAACCGAUACUACAGCUCGGCCCACUAUUCGUGAUGAUCAAACAACUCGAGUAGCUGACUCCGAUACAACCACGUCUUAUCCUGACGAGCGAACAACUCAACACGAUACAGAAACCACACGAUUGUACACCACAACUGAUACUACGGCUCGGCUCACUAUUCGUGACGAUCAAACAACUCGAGUAGCUGACUCCGAGACAAACACGUCGUAUUCUGACGAGCGAACAACUCAACACGAUACAGAAACCACACGAUCAUACACCACAACCGAUACUACAGCUCGGCCCACUAUUCGUGAUGAUCAAACAACUCGAGUAGCUGACUCCGAUACAACCACGUCUUAUCCUGACGAGCGAACAACUCAACACGAUACAGAAACCACACGAUCGUACACCACAACCGAUACUACAGCUCGGCCCACUAUUCGUGAUGAUCAAACAACUCGAGUAGCUGACUCCGAUACAACCACGUCCUAUCCUGAUGAGCGAACAACUCAACACGAUACAGAAACCACACGAUCGUACACCACAACCGAUACUACAGCUCGGCCCACUAUUCGUGAUGAUCAAACAACUCGAGUAGCUGACUCCGAUACAACCACGUCUUAUCCUGACGAGCGAACAACUCAACACGAUACAGAAACCACACGAUUGUACACCACAACCGAUACUAUAGCUCGGCCCACUAUUCGUGAUGAUCAAACAACUCGAGUAGCUGACUCCGAUACAACCACGUCUUAUCCUGACGAGCGAACAACUCAACACGAUACAGAAACCACACGAUCGUACACCACAACCGAUACUACAGCUCGGCCCACUAUUCGUGAUGAUCAAACAACUCGAGUAGCUGACUCCGAUACAACCACGUCUUAUCCCGACGAGCGAACAACUCAACACGAUACAGAAACCACACGAUUGUACACCACAACCGAUACUACAGCUCGGCCCACUAUUCGUGAUGAUCAAACAACUCGAGUAGCUGACUCCGAUACAACCACGUCUUAUCCUGACGAGCGAACAACUCAACACGAUACAGAAACCACACGAUCGUACACCCCAACCGAUACUACAGCUCGGCCCACUAUUCGUGAUGAUCAAACAACUCGAGUAGCUGACUCCGAUACAACCACGUCUUAUCCUGACGAGCGAACAACUCAACACGAUACAGAAACCACACGAUCGUACACCACAACCGAUACUACAGCUCGGCCCACUAUUCGUGAUGAUCAAACAACUCGAGUAGCUGACUCCAAUACAACCACGUCUUAUCCUGACGAGCGAACAACUCAACACGAUACAGAAACCACACGAUCGUACACCACAACCGAUACUACAGCUCGGCCCACUAUUCGUGAUGAUCAAACAACUCGAGUAGCUGACUCCGAUACAACCACGUCUUAUCCUGACGAGCGAACAACUCAACACGAUACAGAAACCACACGAUCGUACACCACAACCGAUACUACAGCUCGGCCCACUAUUCGUGAUGAUCAAACAACUCGAGUAGCUGACUCCGAUACAACCACGUCUUAUCCUGACGAGCGAACAACUCAACACGAUACAGAAACCACACGAUCGUACACCACAACCGAUACUACAGCUCGGCCCACUAUUCGUGAUGAUCAAACAACUCGAGUAGCUGACUCCGAUACAACCACGUCUUAUCCUGACGAGCGAACAACUCAACACGAUACAGAAACCACACGAUUGUACACCACAACCGAUACUACAGCUCGGCCCACUAUUCGUGAUGAUCAAACAACUCGAGUAGCUGACUCCGAUACAACCACGUCUUAUCCUGACGAGCGAACAACUCAACACGAUACAGAAACCACACGAUCGUACACCACAACCGAUACUACAGCUCGGCCCACUAUUCGUGAUGAUCAAACAACUCGAGUAGCUGACUCCGAUACAACCACGUCUUAUCCUGUCGAGCGAACAACUCAACACGAUACAGAAACCACACGAUCGUACACCACAACCGAUACUACAGCUCGGCCCACUAUUCGUGAUGAUCAAACAAAUCGAGUAGCUGACUCCGAUACAACCACGUCUUAUCCUGACGAGCGAACAACUCAACACGAUACAGAAACCACACGGUCGUACACCUCAACCGAUACUACAGCUCGGCCCACUAUUCGUGAUGAUCAAACAACUCGAGUAGCUGACUCUGAUACAACCACGUCUUAUCCUGACGAGCGAACAACUCAACACGAUACAGAAACCACACGAUUGUACACCACAACCGAUACUACAGCUCGGCCCACUAUUCGUGAUGAUCAAACAACUCGAGUAGCUGACUCCGAUACAACCACGUCUUAUCCUGACGAGCGAACAACUCAACACGAUACAGAAACCACACGAUCGUACACCACAACCGAUACUACAGCUCGGCCCACUAUUCGUGAUGAUCAAACAACUCGAGUAGCUGACUCCGAUACAACCACGUCUUAUCCUGACGAGCGAACAACUCAACACGAUACAGAAACCACACGAUCGUACACCACAACCGAUACUAUAGCUCGGCCCACUAUUCGUGAUGAUCAAACAACUCGAGUAGCUGACUCCGAUACAACCACGUCUUAUCCUGACGAGCGAACAACUCAACACGAUACAGAAACCACACGAUUGUACACCACAACCGAUACUACAGCUCGGCCCACUAUUCGUGAUGAUCAAACAACUCGAGUAGCUGACUCCGAUACAACCACGUCUUAUCCUGACGAGCGAACAACUCAACACGAUACAGAAACCACACGAUCGUACACCACAACCGAUACUACAGCUCGGCCCACUAUUCGUGAUGAUCAAACAACUCGAGUAGCUGACUCCGAUACAACCACGUCUUAUCCUGACGAGCGAACAACUCAACACGAUACAGAAACCACACGAUCGUUUUCCUCAACUGUUUUCCAGACUUUGAUUGAUCAAGAAUCAUCCAUAACACCGACAUUUAAUGACUUAAUGACAAAUAGUUUUGCUAUGAAAGCACAUAACAUGAUGACUUCACCUGACCUUUUGACUACUCUUUCAACGUUUGUGGAUAAUUUCGUGGGCUCAACAAUCGUUUUCACAAGUGAUGAAAAUAUCGAUGCGAACGAAGGAUCUAUAACCACCGCUACUUAUCCAAGUGAAAUGCAAAAUAACUCAAAUAUGCCACCAGCCACCAAAGCCUGUCAAUCCACCAAUGAGUGCACUGAGAAUGAAAUUUGUGUUAAAUCACAAUGUUUCUUACUUUGUAACUCAACCAAUCUCCCCCCUAACACUCCCUGCGCAAGAGAACCCCCAGGAUCUCCAAAAACACCAGAGCCUUGCCAAUCUGAUAACGACUGUCUGAAUAACGAAGCGUGCUACAUGGGCUUGUGCGAAAACCCUUGCUUAUUUGACGGCGUUUGUGCAGAAACUGCUACCUGCCAGGCUAAAAUGCAUCGUCCCAUUUGCACAUGUCCACCUGGACACGAGGGUAACCCGACUAUCAAGUGCACCGUGCUGGAGUCAAUACAAUGCACCACAAAUGAUGAAUGUUCACUUACGGAAGCCUGUGUUGGAAACGUGUGUCAAAGACCGUGCGAUGUAAAGAACACUUGCACGGCGAAUGCAGUUUGCAUCAAUACCAAUCAUGGUACUGAUUGCAGUUGCAUCGACGGAUAUCAUGGAAACGGUUUUGUACAAUGCGUACCAGUAACGACUGUAGGUUCAGUGUGCCAGUACAACGAAGAUUGUCCGCCCGAUAAGCUUUGCGAUCGGUUGAAUCGCAUCUGCAUCAAUCCUUGCCAAGCCGACUCUUGUGGCGACAAUGCAGAGUGUUUUGCAGUGAAUCAUGGAAUUGAUUGCCGCUGUCGGGCAGGGUACGUUGGUAAUGCUUACAUUGAGUGUACACAGCACCAAGGGUGUCUCUCGGAUCGGCAGUGCAACGACAAUGAAGCUUGUAUCCAGGGCCGCUGCUCAUCACCUUGCCAGUGUGGACCGAAUGCUAUGUGCGAUGUGAAACGGCAUAAAGCCGUGUGCCGUUGCCCACCGGGAUACGGUGGUAAUGCGCGCACUGGAUGCAAUCCGCCAAGCAAUCCGUGUGAACCAAACCCAUGCGGAAUCAAUGCAAUGUGUGAAAUCGACAAUGGCAGCCCGGUGUGUUUCUGUCCGCGCGGAUUAACUGGAAAUCCAUUCAAGAAUUGCAUUCCUGAAGGAAAUGAGUGCACACCAAAUCCAUGCGGACCCAACUCGGGAUGUCGCAAAAUCAACGGUAAACCGACGUGCUUCUGUCUGCCCGAGUUUGAAGGAAAUCCACCCCAGACGCCAUGUACGCUGCCACAAAACCCGUGUGUCCCGUCACCGUGCGGGCCCAACACUCAGUGCACAAUACUGAGCAAUGGGUAUGCAAAAUGCACAUGUGUGCCAGGGUACAUUGAAAGUCCCAACACGAUCCGUGGCUGUGUGGAACCGUCAAGCCCGUGCGAUCCGAAUCCCUGCGGCUUUGGAGCGAUCUGCGACGCAACGCGCAAUCCCGUAUGCUACUGUCCAGAUUCGAUGAUAGGCAAUCCCUAUCGUAAUUGCCUCGAGCCAGUUAUGACACCGGAGCUAUGUCAACCGGGACCAUGCGGUGCGAAUGCGGAUUGCUAUGUCGCAGAAGGCAGGGAGCAGUGUUACUGCAAGCCAAACUUUAUCGGUGAUCCGUAUGGAGGAUGCGUUGAGCAGCCACGGUCUGUAUGCGAACCGAAUCCCUGCGGUCCGGGAGCCGAGUGUGUGCUGCUGGUAGAUGGGGCACCGGGAUGCCGAUGCCCACCAGGGCUUAGCGGCGAUCCGACGACAACGGGAUGCCAUGCGUUCGAAUGCUUGAGCGAUGAUCAGUGUGCUGCGGACAAGGCUUGCAUCGGGCUGCGAUGUGCUGAUCCGUGUCCGGGAUCGUGUGGCGCGGGAGCGCAUUGUCGUGUCGAGAAACAUCAUCCAGUGUGCUUCUGUGACGCUGGUUUAACAGGCAAUCCCGCCGUACAGUGCUACAGCUUAGAUGAACGGCCUCGCGAUGCUUGCAACCCCAGCCCGUGCGGUGCAAAUGCUCGUUGUAGCGUGAGGAACAAACGGCCAGUGUGCAAGUGCCUAACGAACUACCAUGGAGAUCCGCGUAAAGGUUGUAAGCCUGAGUGUGACAUCAAUUCUGAUUGCACACCGGACAAGUCUUGCGUCAACCAUAAGUGUGUAUCGCCGUGUGCAUUGGGCACGGUGUGCGGCGUGAACGCAGAAUGUAGCGUUAAUUAUCACACACCGAUGUGUAAGUGUCCUUCGGGAUAUACGGGCGAUGCGUUCGUGCAGUGCGUGCCGAUACCGGAGGAUCGCAACAUGACCAGACAACCGUGCUCGUCGGAUCCGUGCGGUCCGGGAGAGGUUUGUUCAAUAUAUGGUAACGAUGUCGCUCUGUGCGAUCCGUGCGUAGCUCCGGAUGCAAUACAUAAUCCCCGAUGCCGACCUCAGUGUGUGCUGAACACGGAUUGUCCGUUCAAUAUGGCAUGCCUGCAGUCGGAAUGUCGAGAUCCCUGCCCGGGAUCGUGUGGAUACAACGCACUGUGCACCGUCGAGCGUCACCGACCAGUAUGCUACUGUCUGCCGGAGAUGUAUGGAAACCCUUACGAACAGUGUAAGCCACAGGAGAGUCCACGGGAAACGUGCGAUAGUAUUCGCUGUGGAGCAAACACGCAAUGCAAACAGCAGAAUGGCGUCUUGGCUUGUGUAUGUAAAAAGAACUACUACGGAGAUCCUUUGAUAGGCUGCCGACCAGAAUGCGUUGUUAACACGGAUUGUCCGAUCAGUAAGGCGUGCGUAAAUUCACGCUGCGUCGAUCCGUGCGUAGAUGCGUGCGGGGUGAGCGCGCAGUGCAAAGUGGUUAAUCAUUUGCCGAUUUGCUUCUGUCCGCCCACCCACACCGGUGAUGCGCUGGUUGCAUGCACGGAACGAACGUACCUUCCACCGGACAAUACACCGUGCGACCCGAACCCCUGCGGACCGAACAGUAAAUGCCGUACUACACCCGAUGGGUACGCCAUUUGCUCGUGCUUACCGGGGUAUCGUGGAGUGCCACCCGCCUGCCAAGCCGAAUGUAUGAUCAAUGCAGAGUGUCCGCAGAACAAGGCGUGUAUCAAUCUAAAGUGUGCCGACCCAUGUCCGGGUACGUGCGGCGUCGGUGCACGCUGCGAAGUGCUGAAUCACAAUCCGAUCUGCAGCUGUGGAGCCAACCAGCAGGGAGAUCCGUUUGUGAUCUGCGAGGCACGACAAAACGAACCACCAGUGGAGCAGAAGAAUCCCUGCGAUCCAUCGCCCUGCGGACCGAACUCAAUUUGUCAGGUACGUGGUCGACGGCCGGUGUGUUCGUGUCAGCCGAACUUUAUCGGUUCUCCGCCGGCCUGCCGCCCGGAGUGUGUACUAAGCUCCGAAUGUCCCCAGGACAAAGCGUGCAUCAACGAGAAGUGUCAAAAUCCAUGCGCUAACGCGUGCGGUGCUAAUGCUGACUGUCACAUCGUGGCACAUUCUGCGUUCUGUAGCUGCCGUGCUGGAUUUGAAGGAGAUGCUUUCAUUGGAUGUUCUGCAGUGCCGAAGGACACACCGAAGGAUGUGUGCUAUCCGAACCCGUGUGCAGAAAAUGCGGUAUGUAGUGAGCACAAUGGCGCCGCCAAGUGUACCUGCAUCACGCCGUACCUGGGAGAUCCGUACAAUACGGGAUGUCGACCGGAGUGCGUACUGAACUCGGACUGUCCCAGCCACACGGCGUGCAUCAAUCAACACUGUCGCGAUCCGUGCCCGGGUGUGUGCGGUACGAACGCGGACUGUACCGUGGCCAAUCACAUUCCGGUGUGCGAAUGCAGUCGCGGAUACGUAGGUGAUCCGUUCCGUGGCUGUCGUCGGGAAGUACCACCACCAGUGGCACCGAAAGAUCCGUGUGCGUCCUGUCCAUCGAACAGCGUAUGUCGAGUAGUAGGAGGCCGACCAACAUGUUCCUGUCCGGAGGGAUACCGCGGAACACCGCCAGCAUGCAGGCCGGAAUGCUCAAGCAGUGAAGAAUGCCCGCACGACCGCAGCUGUAUUAACCUGAAGUGUGCCGAUCCGUGCCCUGGGCUGUGCGGUAUAAACGCGCAAUGCCAAGUGAUCAAUCACAAACCGUUUUGCAGUUGUCAGCGUGACAUGAUUGGUAAUCCGUUCGAACAGUGUUAUCCGAAACCGGCGGAAACAGUGCAUCCAUGUCAGCCAAGCCCGUGUGGCGCGUACUCGGAAUGCCGUGAGAUUGACAAUCGUGCAGUGUGUACGUGUGCUGCUGGUAUGCUCGGAACACCACCGAACUGCAGACCGGAGUGCGAAACAGAUCAAGACUGUCCGUCGAAUCGAGCGUGCUUCAAUCAGAAGUGCCGUGAUCCCUGUGUGGGCUCCUGUGGAUACAAUGCGCAGUGCAGCACCCGUAACCAUCGACCCGAGUGUUAUUGUGUUGAUGGGUUCGAAGGGGAUCCGUACAGUGGUUGCAAUCCAGUCGCUAUUAAACGGGACGAAAUAAUUGACCCAUGCAAUCCGUCCCCUUGCGGGUCGAACGCGAUCUGCAAGGAUCGAAACGGUGCUGGUUCUUGUAAAUGCAUGCCCAAUUAUUUCGGUGAUCCAUACGUCAACUGCCGACCGGAAUGUGUUCAAAGUUCGGAAUGUCCGUCUACCAAGGCAUGCGUCAACAUGCGCUGCAUUGACCCAUGUCUUGGCACGUGCGGGCUUAACAGUGAAUGUCGUGUACAUAACCAUUCGCCGUACUGUAGCUGUAGUCCUGGUUAUACGGGCAAUCCAUCACAGGCUUGCCGUCCUAUCGUGGUAGAAAAUCUCCCUGCCCGUCAUCCGAUAGACCCCUGUUCACCAUCUCCGUGUGGUCCGUACAGCAUAUGCAGGGUGCUGGACGGUCAUCCGGUUUGCUCAUGCCAAAUCAGUUGUUCAGGCGUUCCACCCAAUUGUCGUCCAGAAUGUCUCAUAAACGCAGAAUGCCCUCGCGACAGAACAUGUAUCAAUCAACGAUGCAUCGAUCCGUGCCCGGGUACGUGCGGAAUGAAUGCACGGUGCCGCGUGGUAAAUCACAAUCCAAUUUGCAGCUGUAACGCUGGAUUUAUCGGUGAUCCAUUUGUGCAGUGCUCACCGGAGCCAACACAACCGAUAUUGGAGGAAGAGUACAGGAAUCCGUGUCAGCCGUCACCGUGUGGAGUGAACUCCGUGUGCAAAGUACACAACAAUCGAGCUGUGUGCUCGUGUCUGCCCAACUACGUGGGUCGUCCGCCAAGCUGUAGACCCGAAUGUGCGGUAGACUCGGAAUGUCCCAUGAAUUUGGCUUGCAUUAAUGAAAAGUGCCGCAAUCCUUGUCUUGGAUCGUGUGGAGUUAAUACCGAAUGCGCUGUAGUAGCUCACAAACCUUUGUGCAGUUGCACACCAGACUACAGUGGAGAUCCUUUUGCUGGAUGCAGCAUUAUUCCGAUCGUACAACAAGAAACUCCUAUGCCAUGUAAUCCGAGCCCAUGCGGAGCAAAUGCUAUCUGCAAGGAGCGCAAUGGUGCGGGAUCAUGCACUUGUGCGCCGGAAUAUUUCGGCGAUCCAUACGUUGGGUGUCGUCCGGAGUGUGUAAUGAACAGCGACUGUCCUAGAACACGAGCAUGUAUAAACAACAAAUGUCAAGAUCCGUGCCCAGGAACGUGCGGAGUAAAUGCCGAGUGCCAUGUUGUGAAGCACGCUCCAAGUUGCGUUUGCUUGACAGGAUUUAUAGGGAACCCGUUCACGGAGUGUAGACCUCAGCCGGAAAUUCGAGAUGAGCCUGUAGUUCAACCAUGCCAACCGUCACCAUGCGGCCCGAACAGCGUGUGUCGCGUGCUGAACAAUCAUGCCGUAUGCACAUGCAAGCAGAAUUAUAUUGGUUCACCACCCAACUGUCGUCCAGAGUGUGUGGUCAGCUCGGAGUGUCCGCUAGACAAAUCAUGCGUUAAGACCAAGUGUGUGGAUCCUUGUCCAGGCACAUGCGGUUUCAAUGCACGAUGCCAAGUAGUGAACCACAAUCCUAUCUGCAGCUGCAAGGCUGGCUUUACAGGAGAUCCAUUCGUACGGUGUAUACCGGAAGAACGUCGUCCUGUCGUACAGGAAACCCCUACCGAUCCUUGCAUUCCGUCUCCCUGUGGACCAAAUUCUCAAUGCAAGGCCGUUGGUCAUACGGCGGCCUGUUCUUGUCUGCCAAAUUAUAUCGGACGCGCACCGAACUGUCGCCCCGAGUGUACUUCCAACUCUCAGUGUACGCCGAUGAAGGCGUGCAUCAAUGAACGCUGUGGUGACCCUUGUCCAGGAUCUUGUGGCUCUAAUGCGCUCUGCACAGUCCAAAACCAUCAGCUCAACUGUCGUUGCAUUGAAGGAUACGAAGGCGAUCCAUAUACCUCAUGUAACCCUGUUAUAAUACACCGUGAACCAGAAAUAGUAGAUCCCUGCAAUCCAUCCCCGUGUGGCAUAAACGCGGAAUGUAAUGUACGCAACAACGCAGGUUCCUGCACUUGUGUGAAGGAUUACUACGGUGAUCCUUAUCACGAGUGCCGGCCUGAGUGUAUGCUCAGCUCGGACUGUCCGAAUACUCGGGCAUGUUUGAACAACAAAUGCGUCGAUCCGUGCCCGGGCAUGUGUGGUCUGAACGCGGAAUGCUUCGUCAUGAACCAUUCGCCUUCUUGCUCUUGCCUGCCGGGCUACACUGGAAACCCAUCACAAGCAUGUCGCGAGAUACCGAAACAAAUCGAACACACUCCUAUCGAUCCAUGUCGUCCGUCGCCCUGUGGCCCGUACAGCCAGUGCCGCAAUGUGAACGAACAUGCCGUCUGUUCGUGUCAGGCCAAUUACAUUGGUUCGCCACCGGCUUGCCGUCCAGAAUGUACUGUUAGCUCCGAAUGUGCACUGGAUAAGGCUUGUAUCAAGCAGUCGUGCUUGGAUCCGUGUCCUGGUACGUGCGGUUUUAACGCUCGUUGUACGAUGAUCAAUCACAAUCCUAUCUGUAGCUGUCCCUCCGGUUUUACCGGAGAUCCAUUCGAACGAUGUGUGCCAGAAGAAAAACAAGUGGUUCAAGCUGAACCUACGAACCCCUGCCUUCCAUCGCCGUGCGGACCAAAUUCACAGUGCCGAGCUGUCGGAAACGUGCCGGCUUGCUCGUGCUUGCCCAACUAUGUUGGUCGAGCUCCGAACUGCCGGCCCGAAUGUACGAUCAAUGCGGAAUGCUCUGGUAAUCUUGCCUGCGUCAAUGAAAAGUGCGCCGACCCAUGCCCGGGAUCGUGCGGCCCUAAUGCUGUUUGUCGCGUGAUUGAACAUUCGCCUUCCUGCUCCUGCCAAACCGGAUAUACGGGAGAUCCUUUCUCCGGCUGUACAGUUAUUCCUUUAACACCUGUUCGCGAAGAAUCUAGAAACCCAUGCAACCCUUCGCCCUGUGGAUCGAACGCGGUAUGCAAGGAACGGAACGGUGCUGGAUCAUGUACAUGUCUGCCGGAUUACUUUGGCGAUCCGUACAGUGGCUGUCGACCGGAGUGUGUUACCAACAGCGACUGCCCUCGUGUGAGGGCUUGCGUGAAUAAUAAGUGCGCUGACCCUUGCCCGGGUGUUUGCGGUAUUGACGCAGAAUGUUAUGUAGUCAAUCACUCGCCAAGUUGUGCUUGCCGACCAGACUAUACCGGUGAUCCGUUCACGCAAUGUCGUCCACCAGAGCAACCUAAACAAAAUGAACCGAUCAAUCCAUGCACUCCGUCUCCAUGUGGUCCUAAUAGUAUCUGCCGCGAAUCGAAUGGGCAUGCCGUUUGCACGUGCCAGGCCAGUUUUAUCGGAACGCCACCAAACUGCCGACCGGAAUGUAUCGUCAGCUCGGAGUGCGCUCUUGAUAAGGCUUGCAUUGGCCAAAAGUGUAACGAUCCAUGUCCUGGUACUUGCGGGCAGAAUGCACGUUGCCAAGUGGUUAAUCAUAACCCAAUCUGUAGCUGUUCACUUGGCUUCACCGGAGAUCCGUUUGUUCGAUGCGUACCAGUCGAAAAAGCUCCGGUCGUACAAGAUCCCGUAGAUCCAUGCGUUCCAUCACCUUGUGGGCCAAACUCCGUCUGCCGAGCUAUUGGGUCGACACCUGCAUGUUCUUGUUUGCCAAACUACAUCGGCCGAGCACCAAACUGCCGUCCAGAGUGCAUGCUCAAUGCCGAAUGUCCAGCCACGUUGGCAUGUGUAAACGAACGAUGUACUAACCCUUGUGUAGGAUCUUGUGGUAUUAACGCACGGUGUACAGUAGUGAAACACAAUCCGAUCUGUGAGUGUGAGGCUGGAUUUACCGGAGAUCCGUUCUCUGUCUGUACAGAAAUUGUUCCCAUACGUGACGUGGAACCGGUCAAUCCAUGCAAUCCAUCGCCGUGCGGUGCCAAUGCAGUAUGUAAAGAAAGAAAUGGAGCUGGAUCGUGUACUUGUAUGCCAGAAUAUUUCGGUGACCCAUACACAGGAUGCCGUCCGGAAUGUGUACAGAACACAGACUGCGAAAAGUCGAAGGCAUGCAUGAACAACAAAUGCCGCGAUCCGUGUCCAGGUGUUUGCGGGUUGAAUGCUGAAUGUGUCGUUCAAAACCACAGUCCCGUAUGCUUCUGCUUAGAAGGAUACACAGGUGAUCCGGCCAGUACCUGUACUUUGGCCGAGAUUGUAACCGAGCGUCCUAAGACUCCUGGAUGCCAACCAUCACCGUGCGGACCAAACAGUCAAUGUCGAGAAAUCAAUGGACAUCCAGUGUGCUCCUGCUUGGCGGGUUACAUUGGAACGCCACCGAUGUGUCGUCCGGAAUGCGUCGUCAGUUCGGAGUGUAGUCAGGAUCGCGCCUGCGUAAACAAGAAAUGUGUAGAUCCAUGCCCAGGAACGUGUGGUGCCGAGGCACGGUGUCAAGUUGUUAAUCACAAUCCAAUAUGUAGCUGUCCUCCCGGGUUUACUGGAGAUCCAUUCGUGCAGUGCGCAAAGAAAGAAGAACAGAAGGACAUUACUCCUGUAAAUCCUUGUGUGCCUUCGCCAUGCGGGCCUAAUUCAAACUGUCGAACUGUUGGCAGUCAGCCUGCCUGUUCAUGCGCCGCCAACUAUAUAGGACGACCGCCGAACUGUCGACCGGAGUGCACCAGAGACGCCGAAUGUCCAAGUAAUUUGGCAUGUCAGAACGAAAAAUGUGUGGAUCCUUGCGUGGCUGGUUGUGGAUUUAAUGCAGUUUGCCGAGUCAUCAAUCAUAAGCCAGUUUGUACAUGUGACGAAGGUUUCGAAGGAAAUCCGCUAGAACAAUGUAGUCGCAUUCUGCCGCCUACAACAGAGAGGCUAACACCUUGUACUCCUUCGCCAUGUGGACCUAACGCUGAAUGCCGAGAACGGAACAAUGCUGGAGCAUGUUAUUGCCUAACGGGCUAUGAAGGCAAUCCGUAUGAUGUCUUUUCGGGUUGUCGUCGUGAAUGUGACGUGAAUGCUGAUUGUCCAGACAAACUGGCAUGCGUACAGUAUAAAUGUGUCGAUCCAUGUCCAGGUGUUUGUGGUGCUCAAGCAUUGUGUGAAAUUCAAAAUCAUGUACCAACAUGCAUUUGUCCCGAAGGUACAGUUGGUGAUCCUUUUGUACAGUGCAAUCUACGGAUGGCAGAUCCAGUUACACCUGCAGCACCUAUGUGUGACAAGUAUACAUGCGGUCCAAAUAGUAUUUGCCGUAUACAAAAUGGUGUUGCUGUUUGUAAAUGUCAGCCAGAUAUGGUUGGUAGCCCACCAAACUGUCGACCAGAAUGCCAGCAAAAUAGUGACUGUGAGGUCAACCGGGCUUGCGUUAAUUUGAAGUGCAUAGAUCCAUGCCCCGGUUCGUGCGGACAAAAUGCCAACUGUAACAUCAUCAACCAUAACCCAAUAUGUAGCUGUGCUCCUGGAUUCACCGGUGAUCCAUUCACUCGAUGUUACAAAGAAAUUAUAACUACCUCAACAACAGAGGCUCCAAGAGCAUUGUGCACACCAUCACCAUGUGGACCAAAUGCUGAAUGUAAAGUUAUCGGCGACCGAGAGGCAUGUUCCUGUUUACCAGGUUAUAUAGGAGCACCGCCAAGCUGUAGGCCAGAGUGUAUUUUAAGCACGGAAUGUGCUGAUAACCAAGCAUGCAUCAGGCAAAAGUGUGAGGAUCCUUGUCCGGGAUCUUGUGGUCUGAAUGCAAAAUGUUCUGUAUCGCGACAUACGCCAAGCUGCAGUUGUGAUGCUGGAUUUACCGGAGAUCCAUUUACAGGUUGUCAAGCCAUAAUUGAGGAUGUUCCAGUAUUGCACCCAUGUAAUCCUAGCCCAUGCGGAGCCAACGCUCAAUGUAGGGAACAAAACGGUGCUGGAGCAUGCACAUGUAUUGAGGAUCAUUUUGGAAACCCUUACGAAGGAUGCCGUCCAGAGUGUGUGCUCAAUUCCGACUGCCCAUCGAACAGGGCUUGCGUUAGGAACAAAUGUCAAGACCCUUGCCCAGGAACCUGUGGUCAGAAUGCUGACUGCCAGGUCGUCAAUCACCUGCCCUCUUGUACCUGUUUCCCCGGAUACGAAGGAGAUCCGUUCCGAUAUUGUAACAUUCAACAAAGAGAACCGGUACAAGAGUAUGUCAAUCCUUGCCAACCGAGUCCCUGUGGUCCCAACAGUCAAUGCCGAGAGGUUAACGGACAGGCCGUUUGCUCGUGUCUGCCCACUUAUGUUGGUUCUCCUCCGGGAUGUCGCCCAGAGUGUGUGGUGAGCUCGGAAUGCGCCCUGGAUAAGGCUUGUGUCAACCAGAAGUGCGUUGAUCCGUGCCCUGGAACGUGCGGAACCAAUGCUAGGUGCAACGUCAAUAACCACAGCCCCAUUUGCUCAUGUCAAUCAGGAUUCACUGGUGAUCCGUUCACGAGAUGCUACCCCAUACCACCUCCGGUACAAGAUACUCCGAUCGUUGUAAGGAACCCGUGCGUUCCUUCUCCGUGCGGUCCAAACUCACAGUGCCGUGAUGUAAACGGCUCUCCUUCGUGUUCAUGUCUGAUCAACUACAUUGGAUCUCCGCCUAAUUGUCGCCCAGAGUGUACAAUUAACGCGGAAUGUCCAAGCAAUCAGGCGUGCAUGAACGAGAAGUGUCGGGACCCUUGUCCGGGAUCGUGUGGCAUCAAUGCAAGAUGCAAUGUGAUCAACCAUACUCCCAUUUGUACAUGCGAGGAAGGAUACACUGGAGAUCCUUUCACAAGCUGUCGACCCAUGCCACCACCACGUAAGAAACUCUCCCCCAAUCUUUGGCUUCCAGAUCUCUUCAUAACGAAUCCCCUUUAUUCAACAGCGCCUGAGCCCGUCAAUGAUGAUCCGUGCAAUCCUUCGCCCUGCGGGGCUAAUGCGCAAUGCCAGAACGGUAUUUGCACAUGUUUGCCAGAGUACCAGGGCGAUCCGUACCGAGGCUGCAGGCCAGAGUGCGUCUUGAACUCGGACUGCGCUCGGGAUAGGGCCUGUAUUCGUAGCAAAUGUGUAGAUCCUUGUCCGGGUACGUGCGGUCAAGAUGCACUGUGCGAGGUGAUCAAUCACAUUCCGAUGUGCCGUUGUCCGGAUGGAAUGGCCGGAAAUGCAUUCGUGCAGUGUCGACCACAGCAAGCACCGGUUGUGACGAACCCAUGCAGUCCAUCGCCUUGCGGUCCUAAUAGCCAGUGUCGCGAAAUCAAUGGACAAGCCGUCUGCUCUUGUGUUCCGGGAUACAUUGGAAGCCCUCCGACGUGUCGUCCGGAGUGUGUUGUGAGCGCUGAAUGUCCUCAGAAUCAAGCGUGCACUAACCAGAAAUGUAGGGAUCCAUGCCCUGGAACAUGUGGAGUAGGAGCCAGGUGCUCGGUUGUGAAUCACAAUCCAAUUUGCAGCUGUCCAGAAAGAUACACAGGCGAUCCGUUCGUACGCUGUCAGCCCAUGAUCGAGCCUCCAGUACAAAUGACCCCCAGCAACCCUUGCCAACCGUCUCCUUGCGGACCAAAUGCACAGUGCCGCGCAGUGGGUGAUUCGCCAUCUUGCACUUGCAUAGAGGGUAUGAUAGGCGCACCACCCAAUUGCCGCCCGGAAUGCAUCAGCAACUCCGAUUGCUCAAACAAUUUAGCAUGCAUACGACAAAAGUGUCAAGAUCCUUGUCCUGGCGCGUGUGGAGCCAACGCGGAAUGUAGGGUUGUCAGCCAUACUCCGAUGUGCAUUUGUGCCGUUGGAUAUACUGGCGAUCCUUUCACUCAGUGCGUACCUUUCCAACAAGAUACGCCCAAGGAUCAGACGACGCCUUGCCUCCCCAACCCAUGCGGAGCCAACGCUCAAUGUAGGGAACAAAACGGUGCUGGAGCAUGCACAUGUAUUGAGGAUCAUUUUGGAAACCCUUACGAAGGAUGCCGUCCAGAGUGUGUGCUCAAUUCCGACUGCCCAUCGAACAGGGCUUGCGUUAGGAACAAAUGUCAAGACCCUUGCCCAGGAACCUGUGGUCAGAAUGCUGACUGCCAGGUCGUCAAUCACCUGCCCUCUUGUACCUGUUUCCCCGGAUACGAAGGAGAUCCGUUCCGAUAUUGUAACAUUCAACAAAGAGAACCGGUACAAGAGUAUGUCAAUCCUUGCCAACCGAGUCCCUGUGGUCCCAACAGUCAAUGCCGAGAGGUUAACGGACAGGCCGUUUGCUCGUGUCUGCCCACUUAUGUUGGUUCUCCUCCGGGAUGUCGCCCAGAGUGUGUGGUGAGCUCGGAAUGCGCCCUGGAUAAGGCUUGUGUCAACCAGAAGUGCGUUGAUCCGUGCCCUGGAACGUGCGGAACCAAUGCUAGGUGCAACGUCAAUAACCACAGCCCCAUUUGCUCAUGUCAAUCAGGAUUCACUGGUGAUCCGUUCACGAGAUGCUACCCCAUACCACCUCCGGUACAAGAUACUCCGAUCGUUGUAAGGAACCCGUGCGUUCCUUCUCCGUGCGGUCCAAACUCACAGUGCCGUGAUGUAAACGGCUCUCCUUCGUGUUCAUGUCUGAUCAACUACAUUGGAUCUCCGCCUAAUUGUCGCCCAGAGUGUACAAUUAACGCGGAAUGUCCAAGCAAUCAGGCGUGCAUGAACGAGAAGUGUCGGGACCCUUGUCCGGGAUCGUGUGGCAUCAAUGCAAGAUGCAAUGUGAUCAACCAUACUCCCAUUUGUACAUGCGAGGAAGGAUACACUGGAGAUCCUUUCACAAGCUGUCGACCCAUGCCACCACCACCGCCUGAGCCCGUCAAUGAUGAUCCGUGCAAUCCUUCGCCCUGCGGGGCUAAUGCGCAAUGCCAGAACGGUAUUUGCACAUGUUUGCCAGAGUACCAGGGCGAUCCGUACCGAGGCUGCAGGCCAGAGUGCGUCUUGAACUCGGACUGCGCUCGGGAUAGGGCCUGUAUUCGUAGCAAAUGUGUAGAUCCUUGUCCGGGCACGUGCGGUCAAGAUGCACUGUGCGAGGUGAUCAAUCACAUUCCGAUGUGCCGUUGUCCGGAUGGAAUGGCCGGAAAUGCAUUCGUGCAGUGUCGACCACAGCAAGCACCGGUUGUGACGAACCCAUGCAGUCCAUCGCCUUGCGGUCCUAAUAGCCAGUGUCGCGAAAUCAAUGGACAAGCCGUCUGCUCUUGUGUUCCGGGAUACAUUGGAAGCCCUCCGACGUGUCGUCCGGAGUGUGUUGUGAGCGCUGAAUGUCCUCAGAAUCAAGCGUGCACUAACCAGAAAUGUAGGGAUCCAUGCCCUGGAACAUGUGGAGUAGGAGCCAGGUGCUCGGUUGUGAAUCACAAUCCAAUUUGCAGCUGUCCAGAAAGAUACACAGGCGAUCCGUUCGUACGCUGUCAGCCCAUGAUCGAGCCUCCAGUACAAAUGACCCCCAGCAACCCUUGCCAACCGUCUCCUUGCGGACCAAAUGCACAGUGCCGCGCAGUGGGUGAUUCGCCAUCUUGCACUUGCAUAGAGGGUAUGAUAGGCGCACCACCCAAUUGCCGCCCGGAAUGCAUCAGCAACUCCGAUUGCUCAAACAAUUUAGCAUGCAUACGACAAAAGUGUCAAGAUCCUUGUCCUGGCGCGUGUGGAGCCAACGCGGAAUGUAGGGUUGUCAGCCAUACUCCGAUGUGCAUUUGUGCCGUUGGAUAUACUGGCGAUCCUUUCACUCAGUGCGUACCUUUCCAACAAGAUACGCCCAAGGAUCAGACGACGCCUUGCCUCCCCAACCCAUGCGGAGCCAACGCUCAAUGUAGGGAACAAAACGGUGCUGGAGCAUGCACAUGUAUUGAGGAUCAUUUUGGAAACCCUUACGAAGGAUGCCGUCCAGAGUGUGUGCUCAAUUCCGACUGCCCAUCGAACAGGGCUUGCGUUAGGAACAAAUGUCAAGACCCUUGCCCAGGAACCUGUGGUCAGAAUGCUGACUGCCAGGUCGUCAAUCACCUGCCCUCUUGUACCUGUUUCCCCGGAUACGAAGGAGAUCCGUUCCGAUAUUGUAACAUUCAACAAAGAGAACCGGUACAAGAGUAUGUCAAUCCUUGCCAACCGAGUCCCUGUGGUCCCAACAGUCAAUGCCGAGAGGUUAACGGACAGGCCGUUUGCUCGUGUCUGCCCACUUAUGUUGGUUCUCCUCCGGGAUGUCGCCCAGAGUGUGUGGUGAGCUCGGAAUGCGCCCUGGAUAAGGCUUGUGUCAACCAGAAGUGCGUUGAUCCGUGCCCUGGAACGUGCGGAACCAAUGCUAGGUGCAACGUCAAUAACCACAGCCCCAUUUGCUCAUGUCAAUCAGGAUUCACUGGUGAUCCGUUCACGAGAUGCUACCCCAUACCACCUCCGGUACAAGAUACUCCGAUCGUUGUAAGGAACCCGUGCGUUCCUUCUCCGUGCGGUCCAAACUCACAGUGCCGUGAUGUAAACGGCUCUCCUUCGUGUUCAUGUCUGAUCAACUACAUUGGAUCUCCGCCUAAUUGUCGCCCAGAGUGUACAAUUAACGCGGAAUGUCCAAGCAAUCAGGCGUGCAUGAACGAGAAGUGUCGGGACCCUUGUCCGGGAUCGUGUGGCAUCAAUGCAAGAUGCAAUGUGAUCAACCAUACUCCCAUUUGUACAUGCGAGGAAGGAUACACUGGAGAUCCUUUCACAAGCUGUCGACCCAUGCCACCACCACGUAAGAAACUCUCCCCCAAUCUUUGGCUUCCAGAUCUCUUCAUAACGAAUCCCCUUCAUUCAACAGCGCCUGAGCCCGUCAAUGAUGAUCCGUGCAAUCCUUCGCCCUGCGGGGCUAAUGCGCAAUGCCAGAACGGUAUUUGCACAUGUUUGCCAGAGUACCAGGGCGAUCCGUACCGAGGCUGCAGGCCAGAGUGCGUCUUGAACUCGGACUGCGCUCGGGAUAGGGCCUGUAUUCGUAGCAAAUGUGUAGAUCCUUGUCCGGGUACGUGCGGUCAAGAUGCACUGUGCGAGGUGAUCAAUCACAUUCCGAUGUGCCGUUGUCCGGAUGGAAUGGCCGGAAAUGCAUUCGUGCAGUGUCGACCACAGCAAGCACCGGUUGUGACGAACCCAUGCAGUCCAUCGCCUUGCGGUCCUAAUAGCCAGUGUCGCGAAAUCAAUGGACAAGCCGUCUGCUCUUGUGUUCCGGGAUACAUUGGAAGCCCUCCGACGUGUCGUCCGGAGUGUGUUGUGAGCGCUGAAUGUCCUCAGAAUCAAGCGUGCACUAACCAGAAAUGUAGGGAUCCAUGCCCUGGAACAUGUGGAGUAGGAGCCAGGUGCUCGGUUGUGAAUCACAAUCCAAUUUGCAGCUGUCCAGAAAGAUACACAGGCGAUCCGUUCGUACGCUGUCAGCCCAUGAUCGAGCCUCCAGUACAAAUGACCCCCAGCAACCCUUGCCAACCGUCUCCUUGCGGACCAAAUGCACAGUGCCGCGCAGUGGGUGAUUCGCCAUCUUGCACUUGCAUAGAGGGUAUGAUAGGCGCACCACCCAAUUGUCGCCCGGAAUGCAUCAGCAACUCCGAUUGCUCAAACAAUUUAGCAUGCAUACGACAAAAGUGUCAAGAUCCUUGUCCUGGCGCGUGUGGAGCCAACGCGGAAUGUAGGGUUGUCAGCCAUACUCCGAUGUGCAUUUGUGCCGUUGGAUAUACUGGCGAUCCUUUCACUCAGUGCGUACCUUUACAACAAGAUACGCCCAAGGAUCAGACGACGCCUUGCCUCCCCAACCCAUGCGGAGCCAACGCUCAAUGUAGGGAACAAAACGGUGCUGGAGCAUGCACAUGUAUUGAGGAUCAUUUUGGAAACCCUUACGAAGGAUGCCGUCCAGAGUGUGUGCUCAAUUCCGACUGCCCAUCGAACAGGGCUUGCGUUAGGAACAAAUGUCAAGACCCUUGCCCAGGAACCUGUGGUCAGAAUGCUGACUGCCAGGUCGUCAAUCACCUGCCCUCUUGUACCUGUUUCCCCGGAUACGAAGGAGAUCCGUUCCGAUAUUGUAACAUUCAACAAAGAGAACCGGUACAAGAGUAUGUCAAUCCUUGCCAACCGAGUCCCUGUGGUCCCAACAGUCAAUGCCGAGAGGUUAACGGACAGGCCGUUUGCUCGUGUCUGCCCACUUAUGUUGGUUCUCCUCCGGGAUGUCGCCCAGAGUGUGUGGUGAGCUCGGAAUGCGCCCUGGAUAAGGCUUGUGUCAACCAGAAGUGCGUUGAUCCGUGCCCUGGAACGUGCGGAACCAAUGCUAGGUGCAACGUCAAUAACCACAGCCCCAUUUGCUCAUGUCAAUCAGGAUUCACUGGUGAUCCGUUCACGAGAUGCUACCCCAUACCACCUCCGGUACAAGAUACUCCGAUCGUUGUAAGGAACCCGUGCGUUCCUUCUCCGUGCGGUCCAAACUCACAGUGCCGUGAUGUAAACGGCUCUCCUUCGUGUUCAUGUCUGAUCAACUACAUUGGAUCUCCGCCUAAUUGUCGCCCAGAGUGUACAAUUAACGCGGAAUGUCCAAGCAAUCAGGCGUGCAUGAACGAGAAGUGUCGGGACCCUUGUCCGGGAUCGUGUGGCAUCAAUGCAAGAUGCAAUGUGAUCAACCAUACUCCCAUUUGUACAUGCGAGGAAGGAUACACUGGAGAUCCUUUCACAAGCUGUCGACCCAUGCCACCACCACCGCCUGAGCCCGUCAAUGAUGAUCCGUGCAAUCCUUCGCCCUGCGGGGCUAAUGCGCAAUGCCAGAACGGUAUUUGCACAUGUUUGCCAGAGUACCAGGGCGAUCCGUACCGAGGCUGCAGGCCAGAGUGCGUCUUGAACUCGGACUGCGCUCGGGAUAGGGCCUGUAUUCGUAGCAAAUGUGUAGAUCCUUGUCCGGGUACGUGCGGUCAAGAUGCACUGUGCGAGGUGAUCAAUCACAUUCCGAUGUGCCGUUGUCCGGAUGGAAUGGCCGGAAAUGCAUUCGUGCAGUGUCGACCACAGCAAGCACCGGUUGUGACGAACCCAUGCAGUCCAUCGCCUUGCGGUCCUAAUAGCCAGUGUCGCGAAAUCAAUGGACAAGCCGUCUGCUCUUGUGUUCCGGGAUACAUUGGAAGCCCUCCGACGUGUCGUCCGGAGUGUGUUGUGAGCGCUGAAUGUCCUCAGAAUCAAGCGUGCACUAACCAGAAAUGUAGGGAUCCAUGCCCUGGAACAUGUGGAGUAGGAGCCAGGUGCUCGGUUGUGAAUCACAAUCCAAUUUGCAGCUGUCCAGAAAGAUACACAGGCGAUCCGUUCGUACGCUGUCAGCCCAUGAUCGAGCCUCCAGUACAAAUGACCCCCAGCAACCCUUGCCAACCGUCUCCUUGCGGACCAAAUGCACAGUGCCGCGCAGUGGGUGAUUCGCCAUCUUGCACUUGCAUAGAGGGUAUGAUAGGCGCACCACCCAAUUGCCGCCCGGAAUGCAUCAGCAACUCCGAUUGCUCAAACAAUUUAGCAUGCAUACGACAAAAGUGUCAAGAUCCUUGUCCUGGCGCGUGUGGAGCCAACGCGGAAUGUAGGGUUGUCAGCCAUACUCCGAUGUGCAUUUGUGCCGUUGGAUAUACUGGCGAUCCUUUCACUCAGUGCGUACCUUUACAACAAGAUACGCCCAAGGAUCAGACGACGCCUUGCCUCCCCAACCCAUGCGGAGCCAACGCUCAAUGUAGGGAACAAAACGGUGCUGGAGCAUGCACAUGUAUUGAGGAUCAUUUUGGAAACCCUUACGAAGGAUGCCGUCCAGAGUGUGUGCUCAAUUCCGACUGCCCAUCGAACAGGGCUUGCGUUAGGAACAAAUGUCAAGACCCUUGCCCAGGAACCUGUGGUCAGAAUGCUGACUGCCAGGUCGUCAAUCACCUGCCCUCUUGUACCUGUUUCCCCGGAUACGAAGGAGAUCCGUUCCGAUAUUGUAACAUUCAACAAAGAGAACCGGUACAAGAGUAUGUCAAUCCUUGCCAACCGAGUCCCUGUGGUCCCAACAGUCAAUGCCGAGAGGUUAACGGACAGGCCGUUUGCUCGUGUCUGCCCACUUAUGUUGGUUCUCCUCCGGGAUGUCGCCCAGAGUGUGUGGUGAGCUCGGAAUGCGCCCUGGAUAAGGCUUGUGUCAACCAGAAGUGCGUUGAUCCGUGCCCUGGAACGUGCGGAACCAAUGCUAGGUGCAACGUCAAUAACCACAGCCCCAUUUGCUCAUGUCAAUCAGGAUUCACUGGUGAUCCGUUCACGAGAUGCUACCCCAUACCACCUCCGGUACAAGAUACUCCGAUCGUUGUAAGGAACCCGUGCGUUCCUUCUCCGUGCGGUCCAAACUCACAGUGCCGUGAUGUAAACGGCUCUCCUUCGUGUUCAUGUCUGAUCAACUACAUUGGAUCUCCGCCUAAUUGUCGCCCAGAGUGUACAAUUAACGCGGAAUGUCCAAGCAAUCAGGCGUGCAUGAACGAGAAGUGUCGGGACCCUUGUCCGGGAUCGUGUGGCAUCAAUGCAAGAUGCAAUGUGAUCAACCAUACUCCCAUUUGUACAUGCGAGGAAGGAUACACUGGAGAUCCUUUCACAAGCUGUCGACCCAUGCCACCACCACCGCCUGAGCCCGUCAAUGAUGAUCCGUGCAAUCCUUCGCCCUGCGGGGCUAAUGCGCAAUGCCAGAACGGUAUUUGCACAUGUUUGCCAGAGUACCAGGGCGAUCCGUACCGAGGCUGCAGGCCAGAGUGCGUCUUGAACUCGGACUGCGCUCGGGAUAGGGCCUGUAUUCGUAGCAAAUGUGUAGAUCCUUGUCCGGGUACGUGCGGUCAAGAUGCACUGUGCGAGGUGAUCAAUCACAUUCCGAUGUGCCGUUGUCCGGAUGGAAUGGCCGGAAAUGCAUUCGUGCAGUGUCGACCACAGCAAGCACCGGUUGUGACGAACCCAUGCAGUCCAUCGCCUUGCGGUCCUAAUAGCCAGUGUCGCGAAAUCAAUGGACAAGCCGUCUGCUCUUGUGUUCCGGGAUACAUUGGAAGCCCUCCGACGUGUCGUCCGGAGUGUGUUGUGAGCGCUGAAUGUCCUCAGAAUCAAGCGUGCACUAACCAGAAAUGUAGGGAUCCAUGCCCUGGAACAUGUGGAGUAGGAGCCAGGUGCUCGGUUGUGAAUCACAAUCCAAUUUGCAGCUGUCCAGAAAGAUACACAGGCGAUCCGUUCGUACGCUGUCAGCCCAUGAUCGAGCCUCCAGUACAAAUGACCCCCAGCAACCCUUGCCAACCGUCUCCUUGCGGACCAAAUGCACAGUGCCGCGCAGUGGGUGAUUCGCCAUCUUGCACUUGCAUCGAGGGUAUGAUAGGCGCACCACCCAAUUGCCGCCCGGAAUGCAUCAGCAACUCCGAUUGCUCAAACAAUUUAGCAUGCAUACGACAAAAGUGUCAAGAUCCUUGUCCUGGCGCGUGUGGAGCCAACGCGGAAUGUAGGGUUGUCAGCCAUACUCCGAUGUGCAUUUGUGCCGUUGGAUAUACUGGCGAUCCUUUCACUCAGUGCGUACCUUUCCAACAAGAUACGCCCAAGGAUCAGACGACGCCUUGCCUCCCCAACCCAUGCGGAGCCAACGCUCAUUGUAGGGAACAAAACGGUGCUGGAGCAUGCACAUGUAUUGAGGAUCAUUUUGGAAACCCUUACGAAGGAUGCCGUCCAGAGUGUGUGCUCAAUUCCGACUGCCCAUCGAACAGGGCUUGCGUUAGGAACAAAUGUCAAGACCCUUGCCCAGGAACCUGUGGUCAGAAUGCUGACUGCCAGGUCGUCAAUCACCUGCCCUCUUGUACCUGUUUCCCCGGAUACGAAGGAGAUCCGUUCCGAUAUUGUAACAUUCAACAAAGAGAACCGGUACAAGAGUAUGUCAAUCCUUGCCAACCGAGUCCCUGUGGUCCCAACAGUCAAUGCCGAGAGGUUAACGGACAGGCCGUUUGCUCGUGUCUGCCCACUUAUGUUGGUUCUCCUCCGGGAUGUCGCCCAGAGUGUGUGGUGAGCUCGGAAUGCGCCCUGGAUAAGGCUUGUGUCAACCAGAAGUGCGUUGAUCCGUGCCCUGGAACGUGCGGAACCAAUGCUAGGUGCAACGUCAAUAACCACAGCCCCAUUUGCUCAUGUCAAUCAGGAUUCACUGGUGAUCCGUUCACGAGAUGCUACCCCAUACCACCUCCGGUACAAGAUACUCCGAUCGUUGUAAGGAACCCGUGCGUUCCUUCUCCGUGCGGUCCAAACUCACAGUGCCGUGAUGUAAACGGCUCUCCUUCGUGUUCAUGUCUGAUCAACUACAUUGGAUCUCCGCCUAAUUGUCGCCCAGAGUGUACAAUUAACGCGGAAUGUCCAAGCAAUCAGGCGUGCAUGAACGAGAAGUGUCGGGACCCUUGUCCGGGAUCGUGUGGCAUCAAUGCAAGAUGCAAUGUGAUCAACCAUACUCCCAUUUGUACAUGCGAGGAAGGAUACACUGGAGAUCCUUUCACAAGCUGUCGACCCAUGCCACCACCACCGCCUGAGCCCGUCAAUGAUGAUCCGUGCAAUCCUUCGCCCUGCGGGGCUAAUGCGCAAUGCCAGAACGGUAUUUGCACAUGUUUGCCAGAGUACCAGGGCGAUCCGUACCGAGGCUGCAGGCCAGAGUGCGUCUUGAACUCGGACUGCGCUCGGGAUAGGGCCUGUAUUCGUAGCAAAUGUGUAGAUCCUUGUCCGGGCACGUGCGGUCAAGAUGCACUGUGCGAGGUGAUCAAUCACAUUCCGAUGUGCCGUUGUCCGGAUGGAAUGGCCGGAAAUGCAUUCGUGCAGUGUCGACCACAGCAAGCACCGGUUGUGAAGAACCCAUGCAGUCCAUCGCCUUGCGGUCCUAAUAGCCAGUGUCGCGAAAUCAAUGGACAAGCCGUCUGCUCUUGUGUUCCGGGAUACAUUGGAAGCCCUCCGACGUGUCGUCCGGAGUGUGUUGUGAGCGCUGAAUGUCCUCAGAAUCAAGCGUGCACUAACCAGAAAUGUAGGGAUCCAUGCCCUGGAACAUGUGGAGUAGGAGCCAGGUGCUCGGUUGUGAAUCACAAUCCAAUUUGCAGCUGUCCAGAAAGAUACACAGGCGAUCCGUUCGUACGCUGUCAGCCCAUGAUCGAGCCUCCAGUACAAAUGACCCCCAGCAACCCUUGCCAACCGUCUCCUUGCGGACCAAAUGCACAGUGCCGCGCAGUGGGUGAUUCGCCAUCUUGCACUUGCAUAGAGGGUAUGAUAGGCGCACCACCCAAUUGCCGCCCGGAAUGCAUCAGCAACUCCGAUUGCUCAAACAAUUUAGCAUGCAUACGACAAAAGUGUCAAGAUCCUUGUCCUGGCGCGUGUGGAGCCAACGCGGAAUGUAGGGUUGUCAGCCAUACUCCGAUGUGCAUUUGUGCCGUUGGAUAUACUGGCGAUCCUUUCACUCAGUGCGUACCUUUACAACAAGAUACGCCCAAGGAUCAGACGACGCCUUGCCUCCCCAACCCAUGCGGAGCCAACGCUCAAUGUAGGGAACAAAACGGUGCUGGAGCAUGCACAUGUAUUGAGGAUCAUUUUGGAAACCCUUACGAAGGAUGCCGUCCAGAGUGUGUGCUCAAUUCCGACUGCCCAUCGAACAGGGCUUGCGUUAGGAACAAAUGUCAAGACCCUUGCCCAGGAACCUGUGGUCAGAAUGCUGACUGCCAGGUCGUCAAUCACCUGCCCUCUUGUACCUGUUUCCCCGGAUACGAAGGAGAUCCGUUCCGAUAUUGUAACAUUCAACAAAGAGAACCGGUACAAGAGUAUGUCAAUCCUUGCCAACCGAGUCCCUGUGGUCCCAACAGUCAAUGCCGAGAGGUUAACGGACAGGCCGUUUGCUCGUGUCUGCCCACUUAUGUUGGUUCUCCUCCGGGAUGUCGCCCAGAGUGUGUGGUGAGCUCGGAAUGCGCCCUGGAUAAGGCUUGUGUCAACCAGAAGUGCGUUGAUCCGUGCCCUGGAACAUGCGGAACCAAUGCUAGGUGCAACGUCAAUAACCACAGCCCCAUUUGCUCAUGUCAAUCAGGAUUCACUGGUGAUCCGUUCACAAGAUGCUACCCCAUACCACCUCCGGUACAAGAUACUCCGAUCGUUGUAAGGAACCCGUGCGUUCCUUCUCCGUGCGGUCCAAACUCACAGUGCCGUGAUGUAAACGGCUCUCCUUCGUGUUCAUGUCUGAUCAACUACAUUGGAUCUCCGCCUAAUUGUCGCCCAGAGUGUACAAUUAACGCGGAAUGUCCAAGCAAUCAGGCGUGCAUGAACGAGAAGUGUCGGGACCCUUGUCCGGGAUCGUGUGGCAUCAAUGCAAGAUGCAAUGUGAUCAACCAUACUCCCAUUUGUACAUGCGAGGAAGGAUACACUGGAGAUCCUUUCACAAGCUGUCGACCCAUGCCACCACCACGUAAGAAACUCUCCCCCAAUCUUUGGCUUCCAGAUCUCUUCAUAACGAAUCCCCUUCAUUCAACAGCGCCUGCGCCCGUCAAUGAUGAUCCGUGCAAUCCUUCGCCCUGCGGGGCUAAUGCGCAAUGCCAGAACGGUAUUUGCACAUGUUUGCCAGAGUACCAGGGCGAUCCGUACCGAGGCUGCAGGCCAGAGUGCGUCUUGAACUCGGACUGCGCUCGGGAUAGGGCCUGUAUUCGUAGCAAAUGUGUAGAUCCUUGUCCGGGCACGUGCGGUCAAGAUGCACUGUGCGAGGUGAUCAAUCACAUUCCGAUGUGCCGUUGUCCGGAUGGAAUGGCCGGAAAUGCAUUCGUGCAGUGUCGACCACAGCAAGCACCGGUUGUGACGAACCCAUGCAGUCCAUCGCCUUGCGGUCCUAAUAGCCAGUGUCGCGAAAUCAAUGGACAAGCCGUCUGCUCUUGUGUUCCGGGAUACAUUGGAAGCCCUCCGACGUGUCGUCCGGAGUGUGUUGUGAGCGCUGAAUGUCCUCAGAAUCAAGCGUGCACUAACCAGAAAUGUAGGGAUCCAUGCCCUGGAACAUGUGGAGUAGGAGCCAGGUGCUCGGUUGUGAAUCACAAUCCAAUUUGCAGCUGUCCAGAAAGAUACACAGGCGAUCCGUUCGUACGCUGUCAGCCCAUGAUCGAGCCUCCAGUACAAAUGACCCCCAGCAACCCUUGCCAACCGUCACCUUGCGGACCAAAUGCACAGUGCCGCGCAGUGGGUGAUUCGCCAUCUUGCACUUGCAUAGAGGGUAUGAUAGGCGCACCACCCAAUUGCCGCCCGGAAUGCAUCAGCAACUCCGAUUGCUCAAACAAUUUAGCAUGCAUACGACAAAAGUGUCAAGAUCCUUGUCCUGGCGCGUGUGGAGCCAACGCGGAAUGUAGGGUUGUCAGCCAUACUCCGAUGUGCAUUUGUGCCGUUGGAUAUACUGGCGAUCCUUUCACUCAGUGCGUACCUUUCCAACAAGAUACGCCCAAGGAUCAGACGACGCCUUGCCUCCCCAACCCAUGCGGAGCCAACGCUCAAUGUAGGGAACAAAACGGUGCUGGAGCAUGCACAUGUAUUGAGGAUCAUUUUGGAAACCCUUACGAAGGAUGCCGUCCAGAGUGUGUGCUCAAUUCCGACUGCCCAUCGAACAGGGCUUGCGUUAGGAACAAAUGUCAAGACCCUUGCCCAGGAACCUGUGGUCAGAAUGCUGACUGCCAGGUCGUCAAUCACCUGCCCUCUUGUACCUGUUUACCCGGAUACGAAGGAGAUCCGUUCCGAUAUUGUAACAUUCAACAAAGAGAACCGGUACAAGAGUAUGUCAAUCCUUGCCAACCGAGUCCCUGUGGUCCCAACAGUCAAUGCCGAGAGGUUAACGGACAGGCCGUUUGCUCGUGUCUGCCCACUUAUGUUGGUUCUCCUCCGGGAUGUCGCCCAGAGUGUGUGGUGAGCUCGGAAUGCGCCCUGGAUAAGGCUUGUGUCAACCAGAAGUGCGUUGAUCCGUGCCCUGGAACGUGCGGAACCAAUGCUAGGUGCAACGUCAAUAACCACAGCCCCAUUUGCUCAUGUCAAUCAGGAUUCACUGGUGAUCCGUUCACAAGAUGCUACCCCAUACCACCUCCGGUACAAGAUACUCCGAUCGUUGUAAGGAACCCGUGCGUUCCUUCUCCGUGCGGUCCAAACUCACAGUGCCGUGAUGUAAACGGCUCUCCUUCGUGUUCAUGUCUGAUCAACUACAUUGGAUCUCCGCCUAAUUGUCGCCCAGAGUGUACAAUUAACGCGGAAUGUCCAAGCAAUCAGGCGUGCAUGAACGAGAAGUGUCGGGACCCUUGUCCGGGAUCGUGUGGCAUCAAUGCAAGAUGCAAUGUGAUCAACCAUACUCCCAUUUGUACAUGCGAGGAAGGAUACACUGGAGAUCCUUUCACAAGCUGUCGACCCAUGCCACCACCACCGCCUGAGCCCGUCAAUGAUGAUCCGUGCAAUCCUUCGCCCUGCGGGGCUAAUGCGCAAUGCCAGAACGGUAUUUGCACAUGUUUGCCAGAGUACCAGGGCGAUCCGUACCGAGGCUGCAGGCCAGAGUGCGUCUUGAACUCGGACUGCGCUCGGGAUAGGGCCUGUAUUCGUAGCAAAUGUGUAGAUCCUUGUCCGGGCACGUGCGGUCAAGAUGCACUGUGCGAGGUGAUCAAUCACAUUCCGAUGUGCCGUUGUCCGGAUGGAAUGGCCGGAAAUGCAUUCGUGCAGUGUCGACCACAGCAAGCACCGGUUGUGACGAACCCAUGCAGUCCAUCGCCUUGCGGACCUAAUAGCCAGUGUCGCGAAAUCAAUGGACAAGCCGUCUGCUCUUGUUUGUCCGGCUAUUUCGGAAGCCCGCCCAUGUGCCGUCCGGAAUGCACUGGUAACUCCGAAUGUUUGCUUUCGCUGGCGUGUAUCAAUUUCAAGUGUGCGGAUCCAUGUCCUGGUAGCUGUGGAUAUUCUGCGCGCUGUACAACGGUCAACCACAACCCCAUAUGUACUUGUCCUCCAAAAAUGACCGGCGAUCCGUUCACAAGAUGUUAUGAAAUCGCUGAAAAAUCUCCACCUCUGAACAUACCCGCCGAUCCAUGCCAACCAUCUCCCUGCGGUCCCAAUGCUCUUUGUGCGAAUAACAACGGUGUACCAUCGUGUAGCUGCCAGCCAGAAAUGGUUGGCUCUCCGCCAAAUUGUCGCCCAGAGUGCACUAGUCACUCGGACUGUUCACGUAUCCAGGCAUGUUCCAAACAAAAAUGUGUUGAUCCUUGUCUGAACGCGUGCGGUUCCAAUGCCAGAUGCCACGUUUCAUUGCAUGUAGCAAACUGUUUCUGUCCGGACGGAUACGAAGGGGACCCGUUCCGCGUAUGUACAUUAAAAAUUACCACGCCGCCGCCACAGGCUGAACCGAGAGAUCCAUGCUAUCCAUCUCCGUGCGGUGUUAAUGCACGAUGCCGUCCGGCAAAUGGCGAAACAGCGAUUUGUGAAUGCAUUGAAAACUACUUCGGAAACCCGUACGAAUCUUGUCGACCGGAGUGCGUUGCCAAUGGAGACUGUCAAAAGUCCUUGGCUUGCAUUAACAAUCGCUGCAAGGAUCCAUGCCCUGGCGUAUGUGGCAGGAAUGCAGAAUGUGCCGUAGUUAACCACACUCCCGUCUGCUCGUGUCCCGAUGGAAUGAAGGGCAACGCGUUUGAGCAAUGUUUGCGCGAGGAAGUCACUUCACCGCCAUCAGACCCAUGCUAUCCAUCGCCUUGUGGCCAGAACACAGUGUGCCGUGUGUUCAACGGUAAUGCUGUUUGCGAAUGCUUGCCCGAGUUCAAGGGAAGUCCUUUCGGCCGGGGCUGUUACCCCGAGUGCGUGAUUAACAGCGACUGUCCGAGGGAUAGAACGUGCGUCAACAAAAAAUGCGUCGAUCCCUGUCCAGGCGUAUGUGGUUACCGAGCCGAAUGCCACGCGAUCAACAACAGUCCGGUCUGCUCGUGCCCGAGGGACAUGAUCGGUGAUCCGUUCGUCGAGUGCAAGGUUGCACCGCCGAAGGAUCCGUGUAACCCGUCGCCCUGCCGUACCAACGGUAUUUGCCGUGUGGUUGGUGAUCGUGCAGAAUGCCAGUAUCCGGAAUGUAUCAUCAACUCCGACUGUUCCACCAAUCGAGCAUGCUACAAUCAACGGUGCCAGGAUCCUUGCGUCGGUGCAUGUGGUAUCAAUGCGCUGUGUAGUGUAAUCAAUCACUCACCGGUAUGUUCGUGUCCGGCUCGCCAUGCUGGUUCGCCGUUCGUGCAGUGCGUACCGCAACGCGACGAACCGCAGCAGCCACAGCCGGAAUGCACUAGCGACGGCCAGUGUACCAAUGACAAGGCGUGCAUCGGUGGACAGUGCCAGAAUCCUUGCACCGUCAGCACAGGAAUUUGCACCCAGAACGCCGAGUGUCGCGUGCAGUUCCAUCGUGCGAUUUGCGCUUGCCGCGAAGGGUACACGGGCAAUGCGCAGCUAGCCUGCUACGAGAUCGGAUGUCGCAGCGAUAGCGAUUGUCCAGCAACGGAGGCGUGCGUGAACAAGAACUGUAUCGAUCCGUGCCGUCACACACAGUGUGGCCGCAAUGCGUACUGCAAGUCGGACUACAAUCACAAUGCCCGCUGCCACUGCAUAGAUGGAUAUCGGGGCAAUCCUUUGGUCGGUUGCACCCGGCCAGAGUGCACCAGCAACGACGAGUGCCCGUACCACCAGUCAUGCCAGAAUGAGCAAUGUCGUGACCCGUGCAACUGUGCCCCGAACGCACAGUGCAGGGUGGACAACCAUCAGGCCAACUGCCGCUGCCCACCAGGAUACACGGGUGAUCCGCUGUUUUCGUGUGAAAAGAUUCCGGUUCGUGACCCUGCCCAAUGUACGAUGGACGCAGACUGUCCGAGUAAGCUGGCAUGCUUCGAGGGCGUGUGCAAGAACCCAUGCACGGAAACGAAACCCUGCGCAGAGCAUGCGGUUUGCACGGUGCAGGACACGCUACCGCUCCGAACCAUGUACUGCGUCUGCGAGGAAGGUUACGCGGGCGAUGCCGAAAGACAGUGCCUUCCAGUAUCAAAAGAUGAGCCGGGAUGCUACAGUGACGUCGAGUGUGCGCCGACCGAAUCUUGCAGAGCACGAGUUUGUGUGGACGUAUGCAGCGACUACAAUCCUUGCGCAUCGAGCGCGGAAUGCUUGGCGCAAAGCCAUAAGGCCAUCUGCUCCUGCCCUGUCGGUACGGUGGGAGAUCCGUUCCAGAACUGCUACAAGCCGCCGGUUGUGUCGCCCGAAUGUGUCGUCGAUGCCGAUUGCUCAUCGAGCAUGGCAUGCGUCAACGAACGGUGCCAGGAUCCGUGCGCGGGCAGCAAUCCGUGCGGAGGCAACGCGGAGUGCCGUGCCGUCUAUCACCGACCGCACUGCACCUGUCCCAUCGGAUGGGGUGGAGAUCCAAAGACGCAAUGUUACAAGCCGGAAUGUAAGAUCGACGCGGAGUGUCCGUUCGAUAAGGCAUGUUUCAACGAGAAGUGCAUCAGUCCGUGCACGUACGGUGCUACUCAGUGCGGCCGUGGGGCUGACUGUGUGGCCCAAAGCCACCGGGCAGUGUGCAUUUGUCCGCCGGGCACGCAGGGCAAUCCGUUCGUAUCGUGCGUCACGGGAAUGUGUCAGUACAACGAGGAUUGUGCCGAGCACGAGGCGUGCGACCGUUUGAAUCGCGUCUGCCGCCCAGUGUGCGACGACGAAACGUGCGCUCGUACCGCCACUUGUGUGGCCAGGAAUCAUCAAGCGAGCUGCGAGUGUGCCCCGGGAAUGCGGGGCAAUCCGUACGUCGAGUGCAUGCGCGAUGUGCCGGAGCCGGAGUGCCGCAUGGACAGUGAGUGCGGUUCGCAGCAGGCCUGCAUACGCAACAGAUGCGUAAACCCUUGCACGGAGUUAACGCCGUGCGCGAGCCAGCAGAAGUGCAGCGUAAUAGACACGCUGCCGCUGCGCACCAUCAUCUGCGCCUGUCAGACCGACAUGCUGAUGGAUCGGUCCGGAAGCUGCAAGCCGAUCGUCAUUGAGGAGUGUCGCUUGGAUAGCGAUUGUGCCGAUACGGACCGUUGCCUGCGCGGACAGUGCGUCGAGGCGUGCAAGGCCGAUCCGUGCGGCAUCAAUGCGCAGUGUGCUUCCGCGAACCAUCGGGCGCAGUGUACCUGCUCGCCGGGUUAUGUAGGAAAUGCGCACAUCGAGUGUCUGCCGGAACCGCGCGUUACAUCGCCGAAAGAGUGUGCCGCGGAUGACGAUUGUUCGGACGAUCGGGCGUGUUUCAACGAUCGCUGCGUGAACCCGUGCGUAAGUGAUGCUUGCGGACGGGGCGCGCUGUGCCGCACCAGCAACCACAAGGCGGUGUGCAACUGUCCAAGUGGAUAUACGAUGGACGGCAAUGGUAACUGUAUACCACCGGCCGGCGAUCUACCACGCUGUCGUUCGAACUCAGACUGUACGCGAAGCGAAACGUGCGUUAACGAGAUAUGCGCCAAUCCGUGCAACUGCGGCCAGAAUGCGGACUGCUUCGUGAAGGACCACUACCCGGUGUGCAGCUGCCGUCCGGGAUAUUCAGGCAACGCGCAAACCGGUUGCUUCAAGCUGGAGUGCCAGGCGGACAGCGACUGCACCAACGACAAGCAGUGCACGAACGGUGCGUGCGUCGAUCCCUGCCUGUAUCAGAAUCCUUGCGCACUGAACGCGGAAUGCUAUGGCGAUCGACAUCGAGCAGCCUGCCGCUGCCUUCCCGGACUGGAGGGUAAUCCCUUCGAGCGGUGUCGCCGAGUGGAAUGUCACUACGAUGGUGAGUGCGCGAAAACCCUCGCCUGUCAGCAGGAGCAGUGCGUGGAUCCGUGUGCCAAUUCACCGUGCGCCCAGAAUGCGCAAUGCUUCGUGAGCAACCACCAGGCGCAGUGCAAGUGCCCUGAGCAGAUGCCGGAGGGCAAUCCGUACUCCUUCUGCAGACCGCGUGCCGUGGAACGCGAGGAGUGCCGUGUGGAUGGCGACUGUCCGAGCCGCAUGGCGUGCAUCGGAAACCGUUGCCUCAACCCGUGCGACGAGCUGCGCCCGUGUGCCGCGUCCGCACUGUGUACGGUGCAGGACUCGGUGCCAGUGCGCACGAUGGUGUGCGAAUGUCCACCACUGCACGUGCCAGACAGUGCUGGAGAAUGUAGGCGCAUUGUGCUGCAGACACCGGUAGGUGUGUGUACGACGGAUUCGGAGUGCUCCGAGCAGGAGGCUUGCAUCAACCGACAGUGUCGCGAUCCGUGCAACUGCGGAUCGAAUGCGAUCUGCACGAUUAAGAACCAUCGGGCGGUUUGCUCGUGCGAGGACGGCUACGAAGGCAAUCCCAACGUGGCAUGCCGUGCGAUUGGAUGCCGCGUCGACUCGGAGUGCGAAACCAGCAAGGCGUGCGUGAACGGCAACUGCGUCAACCCGUGUCUCGACCACAACCCGUGCGGUAUCGGGGCGGAAUGCUUCGGGCGGGCGAAUCGGGCCGAAUGUCGCUGUUUGAGCGGCUACCGGGGCAACCCACUGGAGCAGUGCAAUGUGGUCGAGUGCCGCAGCAACAACGACUGCCCGGACGACAAGCAGUGCCGCAACGCGCAGUGCGUCAAUCCGUGCAUCUACGAGAACUCGUGCUCGCCGCGCGCCGAAUGCCGCGCACAGAACCAUCUGGUCGUCUGCCGCUGCCCGGUUGGGCUGGUGGGCAAUCCGUACGUCGACUGCCGGCCGGAAGUGGUGCCAGAGUGCCAGUAUGACACCGACUGCCCGGGCCAUCUGGCCUGCAUCGACAACAAAUGCACGGAACCGUGCAGUGCGCUAACGCCCUGCAAUCAGCCGGCCCGCUGUGAAGUGGUACCAUCUUCACCGGUGCGCACAAUGCUAUGCACCUGUCCGGACGGCUACGUAAGCAGCGGUAGCGGUACUUGCAAGCCGGUCGUGAAGGCGGGCUGCAUCUCCGACUCGGACUGCUCGAGUGACACGGCCUGCAUCAACAGCAUCUGCCGCGACCCGUGCAACUGUGGCCCGAACGCGGAGUGUCGCGUGAAGGACCACAAACCGGUCUGCUCGUGCGCCCAGGGCUACGACGGUGAUCCGGAGACGCAGUGCAUCAAGAUCGAGUGCCGAUCCGAUAGCGACUGCUCGGGACAGCACACGUGCUACAACCGACAGUGCGUGCCGGCCUGCUCGAUGGAAAGCUGCGGCACGCAGGCGGAGUGUAUCGGCGUGAACCAUCGUGCCGUGUGCGAGUGUGUGCCGGGCUACGAGGGCAAUCCGAAGGUGGCAUGCAAACUGAUCGGCUGCCGUCGGGAUUCGGACUGCCCGCUGGACAAGGCGUGCGUCAACGGCCAGUGCGGUAAUCCGUGCGAGCUGCAGGCAGUGUGCGCCCAGAACGAGCAGUGCCAGGUGUACCAGCAUCGGCCGGAGUGUGCUUGCCCGCCACCGUUCGAAAACGACCCGCUGCAGGGUUGCGUGCUGCGCGACGAUCGCUGCAUGACGGACGGUGAGUGUCCGUCGCAGACGGCGUGCAUACAGGGCGAAUGCGUUAACCCGUGCAAUGUGACGGAACCGUGCGGCGUGAACUCGAACUGCAAGGUGCUGGACACGCUGCCGGUGCGCACGAUGAUAUGCGAAUGUCUGCCAGGAUACCAGGGCAAUGCGGCGAUACAGUGCGACAAGAUGGCGCUAUGUCCUACAGACCGUGGGUUCGUGCGUAACUCGAACGGGGAAUGUGUUUGCCCGCCAGGGUACGGUCUCUCGCUGUAUGACGACUGUCAGCCGUGUCGCGAAGAGGAUGGACUCAAGGUGGACGAGACGGGACGGUGCGUUUGUGCGCUGGAGCGAGGGCUCAUCAUUGACGAGCGUGGUCGUUGUAUCUGUCCAAUCGAGUACGGCUACCGGUUGACUAGCCGGGGCGAAUGUGUACGCAGUGAGAAGCCCGAAUGUGAACGGGAUGAACACUGCGCCGAUUGGCGGUACUGUAAUCUUGAGUCCAAGACGUGCGAUGAUCCGUGCCAGCGGAAGAUCUGCGGUACAAAUGCGCUGUGCAAUGCCACGAACCAUCAAGCAGUGUGUCAGUGCAUUACGGGAUACACUGGCAAUCCAGAGGAACAUUGCAAUCAAACAACCAACUUCCGCACAGACUUCCCGCAGCCCGAGAUGGUAGUGACCUGCCAAGCUGACGGUGUGCAAGUCGUCAUCGAUCUGGCCGAAUCGAACUUCAACGGUGUGCUAUACGUGAAGGGCCACAGCAAGGACGAGGAGUGUCGGCGGGUCGUGAACUUGGCCGGCGACACCUCUUCGGCGCGCACACAGAUAUUCAAGGUACACUUCGGCAGCUGUGGGCUGAUCCAUGUCAAUGGCAUCGCGAGCUUCGUCUUGGUCAUCCAGAAGCACCCGAAGCUGGUGACGUACAAGGCACAGGCGUACCACAUCAAGUGUGUCUAUCAAACGGGCGAACAGAACGUUACGCUAGGCUUCAACGUGCAGAUGCUGACGACGGCCGGAACGAUCGCAAACACCGGGCCGCCGCCUACCUGUGCCAUGCGCAUAGUCGCGUUCAAUGGCGAGGAAAUCAAUUCGGCUGAAAUCGGUGACAACUUGCGACUGCAGGUGGAGGUACAGCCAGCAACUAUCUACGGUGGAUUUGCACGCAGUUGCGUAGCCAAGACGAUGGAGGAAAGUGUCGAAAACGAAUACAUCGUCACGGACGAGGAUGGCUGUGCGACAGACCCCUCGAUCUUUGGCGAUUGGGAGUACAACGCGGAAACGAACAGCCUACUGGCGAGCUUCAACGCGUUUAAGUUCCCUUCGAGCGAUAACAUCCGCUUCCAGUGUAACAUUCGGGUGUGCUUCGGCAAGUGCCAACCGGUCAACUGCCAUGGCGCGAAUGCGUACGGUAAGCGCCGUCGACGCCGUGAAGCGCUUGGCAUCGAUAUGAUGAGUACGAUCGAGGUGGUGUACAAUCGUACCAAGCGGGCCGCUGACGAUACGGCACUUGCCACGGACGACUCGCUUGGCAUGGAAGGCACCCUGCGGGAGGAAAUUACGAUCCAGUCCAACGCGAUUCUUACGCUAGAGAAGCGCGAAGAACGAUCGUACGACUCGAACAACAUCACACCAGCGGCACAGCGUGUGGAGGACAUUUGUGUAUCGAUGAUUGGGUUGAUAUUGGCGCUGGUGAUUACUGCACUGUUGGCCUUGGUGGCCGUUGCCGUGGCCGUGUCCUGCUGGCUGAUGGCGUAUCGACGACGACCAACAAUCACUGGACCGCUGCCCCACCCGCCCGAAUUUCCCAAUCCACUCUUUGCGCACCAUGAGCCGUCGGAACCGUCGCAUCAUGAUUUCAUGGGAUAGAUCUAGCAAAUCGCGCAAAACAAAAACUAUCACGAAACAAAACACAGAAACACAUAAACGAACAAAUCGAAACUCGACUAACCGAAACGACAAACAAAACGAAACAAAAUGUAAAGAAUUAAUUUAAAGACAAGAAUACUAGUGCUGCACACAUCGACCACUAAUCUGAGAUUAGAUGUAGUUGUAGUAACUCAAAUUAAACGAUUCGAUAGCUGACGAAGAGCGUGGAAGAAAUUCGUGGCUCCUCGCACACCAGCUAAGGGUAGAUACAAGAUAGGAAGGAAUAUGUAAAUAGUAUUAAAUUAAAACCCAAAGGGGAGCGCAAAAGAAAGGGUAAUUGCUCAAAGAGCGCCAAGGAUGCUCUCUUGAAGAAGGGGAAAACACGAACCCCAACACAAUUAUCGGAAAGCAUCUUUGCGAAUGUAGUAGAAACUCGAAACCAGUGUCCUUCGUAGAUACAUUUAGUUAGCAUAGUUGCAAAUUCUUACUAGCGUACUGUAAAGUAUGGAAUGCGCAAGAUCAGAGUUAGCAGCAGUCCCGCGUAUGAGAGCAUUACGGUAUGUUUUCAACAGCCAAAUCACCACAAACGAACGCUUGCAGCUAUGGUCGAUCGCAUUCCAGCGCAUCCAUACCAUCUCCUCCGUCGAUCGUUCCUAGUCCUUUAUUUAUUAAUGUUGAUAUGAUGGUUAAAAUAUCAAUGGGUGAGCGUGUUUUUCCCCGAAAUAAUCUGCCAGAUAUGUUUAGGGAAGUGCUCAUCCUGUGCACUCCGCAGAUGGGCUGUCCACCAGGGUCACACCAUCAGCACCGCAACGUGUGUGUUUGGCAAGUGUGCCCGCGUACGAGUGUCGUGUCGUAUUGGCAGCAAUGGCUCCGUUCCGUUUUAACUAUAAUUUAUUGAUAUUUUAAAGUAUGCUUUUCAUAUAUGCUGAACGAAUGAACGACGAUCGGCGGAGGAUUUGACGACGGAAUGUUAGUGACAUAUGUAAUAAUAAUUUGUUUUCCUUUUUGUUCCAGUGUUUUGUUCAUCUGAAACACUUACUUGGUGUUGUAUAGUAGUUUGUUGGCCUGCGGGCGUAAUACAAAAAAAAGAGCGUUAGAGCGUCUUGGAACAAAAUGCAAUGUACUGCUGCGAAAAGUGAUGCCAACUCUUUUUGAAACCUUUUUGAAGCUAUAACGACACUCACUACUCUUUACUGCCAUGAACGAUUUAAACCGUUGCUGCGAAAAGAUUUACUUCUGCCGUACCGCUUCGUCUGUCUACCAUACGCUACCGGUCAAUGUGCAUCACCAUGUGAGGAGCAGCGACCAAACUGGUUGCAUAUUUUCCGGAAUAUGUGUAGCAAGGCCAACGGAUACGGCAAAAAGUAUGAAGUAUACUUCCUUUCACCAACUACAAAAUUUACUGCCAUGUUCAUUUGUAUCGAAAUUUCUGUUGCUUGCUAACCACUGACUGCUCCGGAAGGCUCGGUAAAAGUACCAAAACCAGUGUUCAAAUUUGAUACGAACAAACAAACGUACAGCAAUCACAUUUUCGGAUCAGACGUUCACUAGCAAAGCUUUGUUUGCCCUAUGCUUUACAGUAACUGUCAGCCUAAAGUAGCUAAUGUAUAAAUGUAUUCAGGUUCUCUUAGAAGACUGCCAC
Messenger RNA from Anopheles merus, 57798 nucleotides. RefSeq lists its product as uncharacterized. Gene Ontology annotation, cellular component: extracellular region. The coding region runs from base 792 to 56156 and encodes 18454 amino acids. Gene Ontology annotation, molecular function: calcium ion binding; peptidase inhibitor activity. Lineage: Eukaryota; Metazoa; Arthropoda; Insecta; Diptera; Culicidae. The record is from RefSeq and is a predicted model, not a curated record. The transcript has 79 exons.